Messenger RNA from Xyrichtys novacula (pearly razorfish), 67137 nucleotides. NCBI's taxonomy places the organism in Eukaryota, Metazoa, Chordata, Actinopteri, Labriformes, Labridae. The record is from the annotation of a GenBank genome assembly.
GAUGUCACCGGCUCAGUGGAGCUCGAGCAUCCUCCUUAGCAGAGGCAGGGAGACAACAGAGCCAUUUUGACCGCUUUUGGAGUGAAGAGAGGCGGACAAACAUCAAUAAACAACCAGCCGACCACUUCGACAUCAACACAGGGAGGAAAGGGAGGGAGGGUCGGUGAGUGAAAGGCACCGCCGUCCUUAGCUCGUCCCGUUUUCAUGGAGAGGAGAAGCUGUUAGCUGGGGGCAGAGCCAGACCCGGAGGAGACCAGAGGAGGUGGAAGGAUAUUAAAACCAAGACGAGCACGACAAACACGGUUUCUGAACAGGAGGGAGACGUUUCAGGCCCAGCAGAGGUCGGUGAACAGUAUUUUUUCUCUUCUUUUUCCAUUGUCACCGCUGGUUAUGCAGUUUUAAUGAGGCGGUCUUUAUUUACUUAGUGUUGAAUCUCCUGGGAAGAGAUGGGCAUAGGGUGCGGCCAUUGAAGAGGCUGUCAGUGUCGGUAAGAUACUUCUGUAGAGACAGAAGGACAUGAAAUCCUUUUCUUUUGACACUGUAUGGGUUGUCAUGUUAUUUUAAAGCUUUUAAAAUCGAGUACAUGUCAUUUAAUUGAAAUGAGAUGGACGAAAGGGAGAAAUGCCCUCUCAUUGGGCGUAAGGUGAACCACGGAACGUACUGCUACACCUGCUAAUUGAAAAAAUGUUAGGGAAUAACCUCUGAAAUAUAGCAUUACUGUAUUAUUAAAGCAAUAAAACUGAAAAUUUUAGCCGAAUAGUUUAAGAGCUGUAUGUCAGUGUUAUCCUGUUAAUGAUGGCAUAGCUGUCAUGUUCAUGUCUUUAAAAUAAAACAAUUUCUCAGACUGUCUCAUAGGUUAAAUUGUAUGAAAUUGUCGUCAUGCUCAUGCACAGACAGGCAGGGUAAAUUACAUUAGCCUUUGUCACCGGGAAAAUGGUGGCCGCCCAACUGAGCUUCAUCAUCAGCUGAUUGGUCUGGAGAUUACGGACACUGAUGUAGAUGGUGGAAAAACAAGUUAUCACGUAUUUUCCCACACGUGAAGAAUUAAAACAUCUUUUUAAAAGGAUUUUGAAUUUCAGUGGUGAAUGAUGAAAUAUCCUUAAGCUUGUGAAUUUCUUCUAAAGACAUGAAAACAUGAGUGAAUAAGACAUUAAACUUCUUAUUUUAAUCAGCUUUUUUUUUUUUUUAUCCUGGUAGACAUUAACUUUCAGUAGAGCUGCACCUAACUCGUCAUGAUCUAGUUUUUCCAUUAAAAUGAUGUCACUUGCACACAUUUCAAAUCUGAAAUUUGUGCAGUGUCAGCUUUUGAGGAUAUUCCAGGAAGUGGGGUGACACAGCAAAUUUACAACAAUCAAUUAUGAUGACAACCAUAUGAGUCACUAACUAUUGGAACAUACUCUCAAUACUAAUGUGAGUAUGUUUAAAAGACAUUGUUUGGGCAUAUUUCAGUUUAAAGAAAUGCUACUGUGCCUUAUUAAUAUGCAGUAAGUUUUGAUGUUUAUUAUGUUUACAGUCAAACCUGAAGGAUGCAGUGAAAGCUAAUUGUAACCUAUUGCUCACUGUUAAGGCUUAUUGAUAAAGGCAUUAAAUGGAGGUAAUCCAAUCUUAAUUUACGAUGAGUCAUGGUUGCUCCUGAUGCACCCACAAUGCCACCACACACUGAAUACACACACACACACACACACAGUGAUUUAAUGUUCAUGUGUGGUCUUUCAGGAGACAGUAUGAUGAGCUGCUAAAUGGAGCCAGACUCCGGAUUUGUGGCUGGUUUCAUUGCUUUUGUCAACCAGGGAAACAGCCUGACAUUUAGCUGCUGCUGCACUUCUUUUGUCACUACAAGCUUCAUUAUCCAGCCCUCUCUGCUGGCUGUAGCUGACCAUGCAUGGUCUUUUCAUGUUACAGCCACACAGCCCUACCCUGCUCUAUUGUGCCGAUUACCUCAACCAAUCAACCGUGGAGUGUAACAUUCAAACCUUGAAAGUUGUAACUCAAGUGUUGAAAUUAGCUUUGUAACCCUGUAACCUUAACCAUACAGCCUGCCACGAAUGACGGUAGAAUCAUUUGCAAAAGACAUAACUCGGAAAGAGACUUGUAAGAGGGACUUGUGUGUUUAGUCUAAUAAUGAUUAAAUAAAUAACCACUACUUGUGGGCAUCAGAAUUACAAGCUGCUUGAACUCAUUUGUUAUUUUAAGCCUGGAGCACUGGUCCGAUGUUGUGCCUAUCCUGUGGUACAGCCACCCAUCACUAGCUGGUGCUGUGUCUCUAGUUGAUUGUGCUUUAUUGCUCUGCGACAUAGAUGUAAACAAGCACAGAUGAGUAAUGGCAUCUUAUAGUGUGGCACAAAUUCACUGUUUUUGAUUUAGAAAAUAGAGGUGAAGUUAUGUCUGGUUAAAUAAGAGUAAAACCACUCGACUUGAGUAAUGAACCAGCAUAAGUGUUUAGAUCUGUGGUGGUUCUGGCUAACAUUAGCCCAUUUUUGGCAACAUUCUGUCACCAUGUUACACUGUGUUAUAUUUUUAUGAAUAUUUUCCACCUAAAGACUUUAGCUGUAUCACUUGUCUGCUUGUUGGAGUCUCAAAAUCUGUUUUCACCACAUGGAGCACAAUCUUUUUGGUACAUCUUUAGUUAAACCAGGGAUACCCAAGAUGACCAUUCGGAUUAAUGUAAUGUCUUCAUGUUUUCAAAACGAACUCUUUUUCCAGAAUGUUUACAAAGGUUAAAAAAAUUGCAGUUUUCAUAGAUUGUGUUGAUUCAUCGCCACUGUAUGAUACCACAAGUACAACUUUCUUCUAAUUUUUCUUUGUAAUUUUAUUUUCAAGGAAUGAUUUGUACUUUGGAGCCUGGUUGCUGUAUGUGCAGGAUAAUGGAGAAAUAGUAGAGGGGCAGAUUUGAUUGUGUGUGAGAGUAGAUAUUGUUAUUAGUCAUAUAUUUUGCUUUUAUUUCACAAUUUAAAACUGUGAGUCAACUAGAAUGAUAAAAUUUUAAUGAGAGAAAUAAUGUGUUGUGACUUAACAACACUCUGUCUUAGUGAAAAGAGAAUUGAAAAAUAAUUUCAUUUGCAUGUGAACUAACUCAUACUCAUGAAUUCUAUUAAUCAGGACUUACUCUGUGCUCCCUCUGCAGACUUAAGGAAGCCACCCCGAGGUGCUAAGAAGACAGCACCAUGGCAGGGGCCUCUGUGAAGGUGGCGGUGCGUGUCCGCCCCUUCAAUUCAAGGGAGACUGGAAAAGAAAGCAAAUGCAUCAUUCAGAUGUCUGGAAACACCACCAGUAAGUAAUCGUAUUAACUCACCAUAAGUCUAUUUAUAUGUGUCCUGUGACUCAUUAAGUUUUUUUCUGUGACAUUCAGAAUCAAAUAGAUUAGAGCAACAAUCACUUCAUGCUGUAUGGUGAACAACAGAGUAGAAAAUGGUUGACUGACUGUAUAUAAACAGAAGAAGCCUCCAUGCUUCCUUUAUUGUGAGAUAUGAAGCUAAAACACCACAAUGAUGUGUGCUGACACAAGGUGCUGGCAGAGCCAAGACAUGCGUAGAGCUUUGAGACUGAUGCCACAGCUCUACUGUGAACCAAAACAUGGUUCUAAUUUACAGAUACAAUGUCAAAAGCACGGCUAUGGAGAAUUUUGUGAAUCUUAGGAUAAUAUUGAUCAUGUUUUCACUUCUGUUCCUCCUUUAAUGAUCUGGGGAAGAGCUUCAUUUGUCAACAGAGCUAUCAAUCAAUCAUCAUCCAACAUUUGAACAUCCAAUAACCAAUUACAGCUGAACUUCAGAAAUAAAUGUGCUCCCACACAUAAAUUACCUAGCUUUAAACUAGCAUUAACAUAACAUUAGACAUGUUUGAAAAAUGUCUUAACAUGUAUAUGAGUUUCCAAGGCUGACUCAUGCUCAGUCGGUUUUAAUGGAGGAGGUGGACUCAUACUGCAGCCUCCCUCAGAGGAGCUCUAAAAUUUAUGGCUUCUCAUGGGCAAGAUAUUUUGUUCUCCAUUAUUCAGCCUGUGGUAUAAACUAGAUGAACUGUUGCAAUUUUAUUCUCUUAAUUGGUUAUUUCCUUAUGUGUUGGCAAAAUGUGAUGAAGUCUGGUUUAUUUCCCCCUCAUAUUCAUCAACAACAACAUUUUCCCCACUCCUUACUCCUUCCACACCAGCCUGAACAGCUUAUAUCUCAGAUACCAGGAAUUCACGUGAACUAGUCUGGUCCUGCUCCGUGUGUCUGGUGUAUCAACAGGUUAUGAGUUAUAUGUGCAAUUAAUUUUUGACCCACUAGUAAGACAAACAUCCUUUUCCACAGAUAAAGACAAUCAUAUAAAGUUAUUUAAAUAUAAUAGCAUAUUUAAACCUCACGUGACAAAGGUGGGUUGAGCGCACAGAUCACAUCAUAAAUUCCAAUAAUGGCAUUAAAAUCAGAACCAUCUGUGUGUCAAUGACGCAUCGCGCUCCGUGGCCUGGCUCUUUCUUUCAUAGAUGUUGGCAUAUAAAAUAAAUUUGGCUCACAAAACUGAAUAUUAUAAUAUCCGUAUGUAGGCUUAAAAUAACUAACUCAUCUGAUCACUGAAACAAAUCAUCUGUUCAGCCGCCGCAGCAGCUGCAGCAGGACAGAGAGAGGACACAGAGACAUGUCCAGGUCGAGCUGCGCAAGAAAUAAGAGGAAGAGGAAGACAAAAAAGGAGGGAGACGAAUUACAUAUCUUGUUAACUUUAUCAUGUGUGUCUAUUUACUGGAUAUCUAAUUUAAUGCGGUUUCAGCUGUGUUAAUUUGGUCAGGUUGAGUGUCCAAACGCGUGCCAAACGCGCUCAUCAGAUCAGAUAUAGAUCAGAAUAUAUCUAUAUAGAUCUAAAUGUAUGUGCUGACUCAGAAUAUUGACUGUUGUUGAAUAUUUAUUGCACUGAAAUGUGCCUGACACUGUGGAAACCUACCGGUGAGGCAUCGGUGACGUAUGCGCACUACGCCACCGGUCUACCAGAAUACUAAUAGACCAGCUGCGCUCUGCCUGCGCUGAAAGCUGACCAGAUUUGAAUUGGUGAGCUUUCAGCGCACUUUCCACGCCUACCAAACUGGCUGUGCACUGGGCUCUGCCAGACCGGGUCCGCCACCCUCUGCCGCGUCGCUGGUGGGCAUGAAAAUAGAGCCCAUUAUGUCUCUGGCAGCAGAUGUAUAGGUGUGUGCAGACAUGCUGACAGCAGGUAAAGAUUUUUCAGUUUAGAAUGUCCAGUCAGAGCCUCCUACACAGAUGUACACACAGAAGCACACGUGUUGUAACAGAAAGAGAAAGAGAGAUGUGACAGACAACAUAACAGGCAACAAAACCUUUGCUUUUGGAUGUCAUAAAAAGGCGGCAAUAUAAAUUUCAUUUUUUUUCAGUAACACGAAAAAACUCCAAACAGAAGCUUUAAGUGCUUUUUUGCAUCUGUAGUAAGUUACCUUUGUUUCAGACAUUAAAAUGGCAAAAUCAAAGUGUAAGAAAUAAGGGCUGUUUUUCUAAAGUGAUAAUAUAAACUUGACAGUUGCACUCUUCAAAAAAUAAUUGAGCAACAACUUAUAAAGUGAGCAAUGUGAAUUGAAUCCCAUUGUGUAGAAAUGCACCAGUUGUGAAAAUUGGAGCCAAUACUGAUGUUAGCAAUUCAGCCAGUGCCAACAACCAUUACUAAUGUUUUUUUUUUUUUUUUGCAUUACUUUGUAAUUUUUUUGUCAGAUUUUUUUUUAACAAGUUAUGAGAUUUGAAUAGAUGUUGGUCCUUCCAAUAAACUCCUCCUUUAAAUGUCUUUUAAACACGUGUUACAAACUGCAUGCCGCUGAUCUAUUCCUGGAGACCAUGUAACACCCCCACAAUGGGCACAUUGGUCUCAUAAAAAUAAAUCAGUUUAUCUGGCAGGGGACUUUUUUUCAGUAUUGAAAAUCUGUAGUAGUUUUCCAGAUUUACACUUUAGUGAUGAAGUUGGAGAUAGGAUACAGAUAAACAUCUGCUACUGACAUUGGUGCCUGACACUAAUUUGACACUAAUUUGCAGAUAGGCCCAUGUCAGUCAAAAGGGCAAUAUUAGCAUCCCCUCUGUUGUGAGUUGGGCUUAUCAGUACUUUACCAUUUAGUUUCCAACAAAUGGACACUGACUGCUCUGACAGUGAGCUUGGGCUCCAUAUCAUUGGUUUAAAUGCUCUUUCUCAUACGUAGUUUAAACUAAGGGUCCUGCAUGGUUCUUGUACUUACAAUAGUGUUUUCUCAUUUGGAGUGGUUGUUUUGCACAAUGUUUAUUGUGCAUAUUGACUAUAUAUCACUGUAAAACUGAAAACUAAAUCCAUUGGCCAGGUUAUUCAGUCCUUAUGAAGCGCUGCUGUCCUUGACUCUCUCACCUUUCUGUGCAGUAUCAGGGGUGACUCUGCAAAUCUUGUGUAAGAGGAAAGACUUAAAUCAUGACAUGAUUCAAGCAGAGAAUUACAUUAGAAUCAGCCUUAAUUCUAAGUGCAGGCCAUUAAGAUACUGUAGAUUAUUUUAAUGUACUAAAAGAGGAAAUGAAAGUUGUCUGAUUACAACAGGGCUGAUCCUUUAAGUCACUCCAUAUAGUCAGCAGCGGAGGAUUUCUAGAGAUAAAAUCACCUGCUAGGAAAUCUCCUCAACAUCAUCCUGUAGGUGACACAAUCACCUCCUGCAUAUUUGGCUUUGUAUUUAAUCAAAGCAAAGCCUUUCUGUCAGCAGAUUACGCUAGAUUUAACAAUAACUGUUCAAUAAAAAUUAAUCUUCCUUCUCAGAUCUGCUUCCAACGCAAACAUGUAAUAGUCAUAAAAGCCACAAACUUGAAUUAUUCCCACUAAGAAGUGAAUCGGAGUGUUUUAAUUUUAUACUUGUAUCCCAAAUUUUUCCUGCAUUUGCUUUUCAGACCAUAAAUUGUGUGUGUAUUUUCUGAGCAUGUCGUGGAGAGCGCUCCACAUUCCUUGGGUUAUUUGGUGCAGAGUGAGGACUCUAGCUGAGAGGAGACUGGAAAGACACUCGAUAUGUAGUCUGCUAAGCAAGGUAAAGCCGUUCAUCAGUAAUGGAUGAGGCUUCCUGAAAUAUUUACCGUUUGGCCUAAUUUAGCCCGCUCCCCCUCCUCCCUCAUGUCAUGGGUGACUAGACAACAAGCUGAGCAGCUUUUUUGGGCCGUCAUAAUUUGACCAUGUGAUUCGUUGCAUUUUUUUGAAUGUCGUCACUGGUAGACUCAGUACUUACUCUUCUUAGAUAAAUCUUAUGGGUGUUGUUUGGUUUUAAGGAAACGCCCAUAAGGAUUCGAUAGUGUGAACAUUGGUCUAUUUUUGUUGUCACCCACAGUUAGAUUGGUGUCAUUACCUCUGCACAGAUUUCCUACAUUUGUCCCUACAGUGGUGGACAGUGAGUAUUUUGCUGUCAGCAGAGUCUCCUGCAGCAGUGUAAAUUUAGAUUAGAGGCUUUGUAAUCCACAGAGAAGGUAUUUACAGUGUUGGUAUCACUAAACGUCCUUGGAGAUGUCCUGUUUGAUUCAAUCUGUGAAUUGGAUGUCUGAGCACGUACAGCCCAUUAGCUGUUUUUGGUCAAAGCAGUUAUCUAUCUGAUACAUGAGAGGUUCAUACUGUUAUUUCUAAACCUUGAUAUUGUUUUUCCGUACUUUGAGGGUCUUAAUGAGUACCAAUAGAAACAAAAAGCCGUAGAUAUUUAUCUUCAGAAGAUUUCUUAAACUGACAGCAAGAAAGCAGGUAAUAAUGGCUGCAAUAUAGUCAUACUUCUUAAACAUGCAUGAUCAAAUUAUACCCACUGAUAGUGUUUACAGUUUCUUUUUUUACUUAGAGGCUCAGAUUUUGUAAAAAUAGCCCUUUCUGUUAAACUUAAAGAGACAGUUUUGAAACAAGUGGCAGCUGUUUCUUUUAAACCAGGGCGUGGCCUCAGUGAUGUCACUCAUUAGGUUCUGAAGAGGGGUUUUGAAGCCAGAAACAAGAAAGCGGAGUUGAGGCAGGCUCGUUGCUUUCUGGCAAAUGGCUCCAUCCCAUUCCCACCCACUUGUAAUUUAACCCGGCUUCUUCCCUAGUUAUACAAAUCUAUGCCUGACUCUCAGUUUUAACAUCUUCAAAAAGCAUGAGUAAUAUGAAAGUCACACCCUGUUCAGCUUGCGAGAGUAAAGAAAUGAGCUACUCUAAACACCAGUGUUACACAUUAAGGCUGAUACGUAGACAACCAGCUCCUGUGUUCUGAAAGGUUAAAAUGCUGUUUUUGUCAGUUGUGUCUGGAGACAUUAAAGGUCCCAUGGCAUCCCAAUUUCACACAACUUAAAAUAGUCCCCUGGUGUGUUAAAAGCAUGUCUGUGACGUCCUUCGGUCAAAAUUCGAUUUGGAUCAAUUAUUUUAGUGCUCUUUUUAUCAGCUAAAAACAGCUCCGCUCAAAAUCUUCCGUUUUGGGCCAUAUCUCUUUAAUGAAAUGAGCUGCACCUAAGCCACAUCCACUUUACACCCAUCUCUCUGGAAGGGGCUGUGGCUGUGCUCCGAUAGCCUUGUUAAUGUUUACACUGGCUCGGUCAUGGCUGCAAGAAGAUCGCUUGUACAACCCUACCAGUUUGAGUCAGAGUGUGACCCAGAGGGAGAGGCUCCGGAAGAAAAUCUUAGCCGCGUUCAGACCAAACGCGACUUAAAGCGACCUCGUCGACACAUCCUAUGUACUACUCAAAGCCACCAGGAGGGUCACGCUUAAGGAGGAAGAUAUAAAUGUAGAAAAAAUUACAACCAGAGCUCUGCUACAAUGUAAGAUAUUGGUGCGCUUAAACUUCUCUGAAGCCUUUGCUAAUUAAUAGGAUGGCCGACCGUCCAGGAUUAGCCGGGACAUCCAGUAUUUGAGCCAAAAAAGGCACGUCGCCGCACUUGUAAAUGCUAAAGCUACAUGCUGCUCCGGAGGGGGAUUUUGUCCCCCGCCGCCAGAGUUGUCGGGGAAGAAGCGAGCGUCUAAAAUACGGGAGGAUCCGGUAAACCGGCGCUGAUCCGGUGUGUUUAUCAAAGCGUGAUGGCCGUGCUGAGGCACCGGGGGGAAUUUAGGCUGAACUGUAAGUCAAAAUAAAACGUUCACACUUACAGAUGCCACAUUUGUAGUAGGAUCACGGAUAGUUGGUACGGAUCCAUUCUUUAUCUUCAGACAUCUAGCAAAUCCAGCAUUGAACUGUCCCUCGUCGAUAAAACAGUCCGAAGUGAAAUGGUGCGCACAUACGUACAGAUAUUUUGGAAGUGCCGCGGGUACAUUCCCAUUAUAAAUAAAAUCCACCCAUUGAGUCCUCAAAUCCUCUGACGAGGGAGUUUUCAAAAGAGUUUUGUGCCCAUUUGUGCAGCCAACAACAGAGCAAACGCUGCCUCUUUUUCAGAUCGUACUUUCCCCAUGGUUCUAACCGGAGCUAUGUGAGCGAGCGGCCGGGAAUAAUGGCGCUUUUUUGAUAAUUUUUUGGGCAGGGCAGAGGGCGGCUCCAUGGGCAGUGCCAUCAACCCGCCAGCACUGACAUGACGUCAUGUCAGUGGAGUUUCAGAACGGCUCUGAGCACGCAGUUCCUAAAUACGGAGAUAACUAAAAAACGACUGGUUGGUUUUUUUUCGAACUUGGGGGGAUUGUAGCAGUUUUCUAUCCCUGAUAUGCACCCCUGAUAACAAAGUCAGUUUUUCAUGCCAUGGCCCCUUUAAAGGAUAGAUUUCUGAUCGAUUGAAAAGAUCUAGUCUUUGACAAAAACAUUUAUUUAAUGUAGGGAUUCUUUUCAAAAUGUUGGCAGACAAACACCUUGAAAUACCAUCUACGCCUUUUAUUGGCAACAAACAUCUUUCAGUCAAAUACAUUUAGUCAUGGGGAUUGCUUUGCAGUCUUGAGUGCCUGUGCUGUUGCUGCAAGGAGAGGCGAUAUUUUGGACCAUUAAGAAAUCAUAAUACCAAUUGUCUAGAAAAGGGUUGCUCAGGUAGGAAAUACUGUAUUUAUUGUUCCAGUACAAUCUUGAAUGAAGUGUGAGUGUGGUCUGACUGAUCUUCAGGACCAAGCAUGUUCUUAAAUAAAGGUGUUUAGUCCUGUUCUUCCACAUUAAAUAGUAUGCGCAUAUCGCUGUCAUAGUGCAGAGAGUUUUCUCUACAUAAUGCACACUUCUACUGAUGUUAGUGUUUGGUUUGGAUUUUCAUUUAAUAAGCUUGAUUAUGUCUGAAGCCUGGCUUCCACAUUAGUACUGCCUGGUUUCUCAACAAAGAGGCAGAGCUGACCUGUGUCUCCUGUGACUAACACAUUUACUGUUGACGAAUACUUCACACAACCCCCCUUCAUAAAUACUGAACUAUCCUUUUAAUGCAAAUGCAAAUAGUUUCUAUUUGUCUACUGUUAUUAGCGGUGGCAAUCAGCCAGUGGCCCCACAAUACGAUAUUGUCACAAUACUUGGGCCACAAUACAACAUUAUCAUAAUACUUGGCCCACAAUACUUCGGCCAUGAUACAAUAUUAUCACGAUACUUGGGCCAUGAAAUGAUGUUAUCAUGAUACUAGGGCCACGAUACUUGGGUCACGAUACGGUAUUAUUACAAUUAAUUUGAAAAAUCGAUACUUGGUAAAUGAGACAAUUGGAUUUAUCACCAGACAAAAUAUUGCAAUACUAUGCUGUAUCAAUUUUUUCUCCCACCCCUAAUUUUUGUAUUCUCUUCUUCAUUUCUAUCGUUAUUCGGAGAACUCCAGUGAACCCUAAAUACUACUUUGUUGUAUUGUAUAUUUUUCGAAGUUAAGGGCUUCUCAAAAUGAAAAUAAUUUUUAUAAAUAUCCUCAUGUUCAGUUUUUUUCAAGCCUUAUUGGGAGUUCAGUUCACAGUCAUCCAGAGUGGGGAUGACUGGCCUCAGGUACUCAGUUGUAAUUGUAUCUUAUGCAAAAGCCCCUAAAAGAAGUGCAUCUAAAAGUAAAGCGCUUCUUGUAAGUUCACUGAACCUGCUUAAUUGCUCGUCCAUCACUCGCAGUCACAGAGUAGUUACAUUUGGACUGAUUUUGAUUUUCAUCAGGCCUGUGACAUGAUUCUGUUUGUUAAAUCUGCCUUAAAAUCCAGAGAUGAAGCAGAGUUUAUGUAAGACGUGUGGAAAACAUCUUGCUGGUCAGAUCCUCUCAGUAGACAAAGCUGCUUUCGGUGAGUCUGCAGGUCUUUCAGCAGAGCAGAUUGUUCUUUCCCAAACUGAGUCAAUGGCUCUGGAUGUGAACUGGAGGAUGUGAGCACACUGAUGUCAUGAAAAAGCCUCAUUGGUUGCAGUGUCUGGAGGGGGUAGAGGGGCCGGGUAUAAAUGCUCCCUUGUCUUUUUGUAGUCUGGGGCUGUGGAAAAGUAGAAGAAGAAGGAGCUUUGGGGGUUUUGUGAGCAUCUCACUCUCUGCUUUGUGCUCUCUGACACUCAUGUGUGGGUCAAUAGCCCUGUUCCCACAAAGCAGCAGAAUGGCAGUAAGCUUGUUUUUAAGAGAUCUCCCCUCCCACGCCGGCCUUAAUUAAGAUGCAGGGGACAGACCUGCAGGAAAAAAAGGCCUUGCUUUAAGGGAUUUUGGAUGCAUAAACUUGGUGUAUUGAGUUAGAUUUUUACUGCAGCAAAAAUAUGAAAGAAGCUGAAUAACUCAGAGAUAUCUUUGUAUACACUCAAACCUAUAAGAAAAGUUGAUAAUAUCUGCAAAAUAAAAUCUUAGCCUCCCCCCACAAUGUUUUAUUUUAUCUAGCUGUUCAGGUAUUCCCUGUCAAAAUUGUAAAAACGUUCAAAGCAAAUUCAUUCAUUGUAGGGAUUGAACACUUUGGACUGGAUUAUCAUAACUGUAAAUGCUCAUAAAUGCAGUUUUCAGUUUUACACACACUGCUUAAGGGCUUUUUGAUACAGUGUUUUGAAACUCAGGCCUUGAAAAACCCUGGAUGAAAGUCUGGGAUUUUUAAAGCAGCAGACGAAUAACCACCUACGCCCUGCGUUGUCUCAAUAUAGCAUCAACAUGGCUCUCCUCCAGUCUCUGUCAGUGGGUUCACAUCACAUCCCCUCUGCCAGACCUGCUGACGCAGCCACGUUUCCUUUCCUAUUGACUGGGGCAGGUCACCCGUGACAGCCCGCCCAGCAUCACUCAGUCUCAGAUAGAAAGAGACCCAGCAGUGAGGGCAAAGACAAACAUGGGAGAAGAUGCUUUGAAUAUGAUAAAUGACAGCUGAAAUAAAACUUGAAUCUGUGACAUGGGAGUGGGAGUGUGGAUGUGAUAUGUGGGUAUCACUCACAAUAAUAAUACUGAAGGGUUGUGAGGUUUUACAAGCAUAUGAUUUUGACAAACUCCAGAGUAGAUUUUAGCUUAUAGUAUUUUACAAUACAAUACAAUAUGGUAUGUUAAAACAAUACAGCAGACAUACACUCACCGGCCACUUUAUUAGGUACACCAUGCUAGUAACGGGUUGGACCCCCUUUUGCCUUCAGAAAUGCCUCAAUUCUUCGUGGCAUAGAUUCAACAAGGUGCUGGAAGCAUUCCUCAGAGAGCUUGGUCCAUAUUGACAUGAUGGCAUCACACAGUUGCCGCAGAUUUGUCGGCUGCACAUCCAUGAUGCGAAUCUCCCGUUCCACCACAUCCCAAAGAUGCUCUAUUGGAUUGAGAUCUGGUGACUGUGGAGGCCAUUUGAGUACAGUGAACUCAUUGUCAUGUUCAAGAAACCAGUCUGAGAUGAUUCCAGCUUUAUGACAUGGCGCAUUAUCCUGCUGAAAGUAGCCAUCAGAAGUUGGGUACAUUGUGGUCAUAAAGGGAUGGACAUGGUCAGCAACAAUACUCAGGUAGGCUGUGGCAUUGCAACGAUGCUCAAUUGGUACCAAGGGGCCCAAAGAGUGCCAAGAAAAUAUUCCCCACACCAUGACACCACCACCACCAGCCUGAACCGUUGAUACAAGGCAGGAUGGAUCCAUGCUUUCAUGUUGUUGACGCCAAAUUCUGACCCUACCAUCCGAAUGUCGCAGCAGAAAUCGAGACUCAUCAGACCAGGCAACGUUUUUCCAAUCUUCUAUUGUCCAAUUUCGAUGAGCUUGUGCAAAUUGUAGCCUCAGUUUCCUGUUCUUAGCUGAAAGGAGUGGCACCUGGUGUGGUCUUCUGCUGCUGUAGCCCAUCUGCCUCAAAGUUCGACGUACUGUGCGUUCAGAGAUGCUCUUCUGCCUACCUUGGUUGUAACGGGUGGUUAUUUGAGUCACUGUUGCCUUUCUAUCAGCUCGAACCAGUCUGGCCAUUCUCCUCUGACCUCUGGCAUCAACAAGGCAUUUCCGCCCACAGAACUGCCGCUCACUGGAUAUUUUUUCUUUUUCGGACCAUUCUCUGUAAACCCUAGAGAUGGUUGUGCGUGAAAAUCCCAGUAGAUCAGCAGUUUCUGAAAUACUCAGACCAGCCCUUCUGGCACCAACAACCAUGCCACGUUCAAAGUCACUCAAAUCACCUUUGUUCCCCAUACUGAUGCUCGGUUUGAACUGCAGGAGAUUGUCUUGACCAUGUCUACAUGCCUAAAUGCACUAAGUUGCCGCCAUGUGAUUGGCUGAUUAGAAAUUAAGUGUUAACGAGCAGUUGGACAGGUGUACCUAAUAAAGUGGCCGGUGAGUGUACAACAGAAAUACUAUGCCAUGAUACGGUUCAUAUGAUAAGAUGCUUUAUGAUUGGAUUAAAUGGGAAACAGUAGGAUAAGUCCCUCAUGCUCUCCUCACACCAUAAAUCUGCAUUUUCCUUCCAACACCUUAAACUCAUGGAAACUUUCAAACAUUCACUAAAGACUAAAAUUCUUUGCUCUCUUGCUGAAUUUAGUACUUUGAUCCCCCACCACUGUUUCAAAUUGUGACUGUUUUACUUAAUUUUUAUGUUUUUUGGUUUAUUGUUCUUUUAUUUUCAAAUGUAUGUAUUUCAAAUGUACUUGUAAUCUUCACUGAAUAAACAAAAUUUUGAAUGAAUGAAAAGGAUAGAUAGGUAUUAUACCAUACAGUUAACUUUGAUACAAUAAAAAAUAUAUAUAAGUUAAUAUAAGAUAAUAGAGGGUUUGGUACAAUAUGAUACAAUAUGAGGUGAUUCAGUUAAUUUUACAAACCACUGAGGAAAAUUUGUCUUGGACUGAAUUAAAUAAUAUCAAUAGUUCAUAUUUAUUCAUACUAAUUAAUUUCUUAUUACUGAUAUCACAUCAAAAAGCUGUUAUUUAAAACACAUCUUAGUUUACAGGUAGACAGCUAAAGUAAAGAGUCACCAAUUACAGUUUCAGGGGUCAAACAAAUUUAACGAGUGAGAUAAUACCCUCCAGCCUGGUUUUUUAAUUAUCUGUAAAAAUUUUAGACAUCUUUGAGUGUCUUCCAACACAUUUGAGUCAUUUGUAAGGGGUCUUUGUGCCUUGUUAUCCUUGUGUCCUGUGGUUUUUAAUAGUUUGUUUGAGGAUAAAUCUGUGGAUUUUGUGACUGAUGAAGUCAGAGUUUCAGGAGGCUGUUUAAAAUGAGUAAUUACACCUAAUUGAUGUAGAUGUUUCAUACAUUUGAUUUGCUCUCAUGAGCAUGUGCUUUAUGUUCUUAAGAGAAAUGAUGGGAUUAUCAGCCGUGUACGCUUGAGCUCACUGUUAGAGGUCAUUAUGUGCACUGAUUAAAGCACAGAAAAGAGGAAUACGUGCAUCAACUACCAAAUGCUGCUGACGUGGUUUGAGAGCGCACAGUCAGAAUUUAAAUGAGCUACCUCUGCAAGUAUGACGUUUUCCCUUUAUGACCCUACUACUAAAUCCUGGCGUCAUCUCUAACCUCAAUUCUCAUAAUUAUAAAGUGUUUCCAUCAUAAAAAGAGGAGGCAGGUGGUGAAGGGGGGCAUGAUGAGGAUGGGAGACGUGCUCUGUGUGGUAAAAAAGCUCCUAAAGCAGGCCUCAGGUGGAGGUUGCUCUGACACGCCAGCUGUGACCACGGACAGCCGUACGGGAUCUGACAGCUCCGCCUCGUGUCUCAGUUUACUCUCAUACAUGCUGCCAAUCACUUCCACUCUAAGCUAAUUACCUUAUCUGAGUGAGAGCAGGACAUUUUUCUUUCAUUGCAGGGCUGUGUGAGGGUGUUUUGGGAAGUUGUAUGAAUCAUAUCCCGAUCAGGCAUGAGUAAGCAGCUCAAGGAUGUCAUAUUGCAGGGGCUCUGCUUUCCAUCAGUAUUCAGGUCCAUUUUUUAGGUACUGUAAUAUACUUGCCCUUUGUUAAGAUUGAUAUACAGUAUAUGAUGGCUUUUUUGUUUCUGGAAAGUUCAUGUUUAGUGGUGCUUUCUCAGCAUUUUCUACCAGCAUUUUCUUUCCCAACUUCACUAAGUGUCGGUUCUUGACUUUGUUGGACCUUCGUCCAUUAUUAGAUUAUAAGAGACUCAAUUCUUUUAAAAACGUGUAUGCCAACAAAGCCUUUUCAUUGAGCGAGACCAGGAACAUAUUGUACCCGUAAUACGUUCAUAGGUAGAUGUCUCAUGUCUGUCAGACUGAUUCUUCAUUAGACUUGUCUUGAUUUUCCUUUAAUGUUUCUUAAAACAGUCAUGCAUAUAUGCUCCCUAUGAUUCAAUACUGCCAGAUAACUUGGUUUUAGUUUUAAGACACCCACAUCACUUUUGACUAAGCACCAUCUGUUACUUGGGCAUUGAGUAUAUUUAUGGCUUACUCCUUUUUUGUAUCUCUAGAAAAGUGAUUACUGUUCUUUAACUUAUCCCAACUAAAUAAUAUGUGUAGUAAGAAUAGUGAAAUAUGAUUCAAACCAGUUCAACUGUGGAAGGACGGUGUUCACACACGAUAUUGGAAAGUGCUACACAUCUGCAUGAAAACUGUACAUUGCUGAACACAAUGGAGGUCUUCACACAAGACAGCAGUUUCAACUUUUUUCCUCUCAGAGCUCCUAAAACAGACAACAUUUUAUAUACUUAUAUUCUGAAUUUGACUGUAACUGCAUUACCUUGUUUUUUAUAUAAACGAAUUAGAGGGAUUAAGAUAGUUUUGGUGUGGCUGGUAAUUCAUUUAUAAAAAGAAAUCUUUAGCUAUUUACAUGUCGUGCACCAGGAACAAGUAAGCGGCAGUUCUGCUCACUGUCCUAUCUAACCAAGCCUGAAGGAAACAUAGGUCUUAAAGGUGAAACUAUGAUAACUGGAGUUUGCAUGGUUGUUAUUGUGGUGUGAUGGAGAGUAGGAGACCUUUGUGGAUUAUUUGACUGACCUUGGGAUCCUCUUGAACUGUAGGAACACUUAACUAUCAUUUCAGACUUAAUUUGAAUAUUUACAGCAUAUUGCCAUGUCUUCCUGGGCAUGAAAUGAUGUAGUUAAAAAGAUGAAGUGCAGACCCAAAAAUGACAAAAUAAGAACUGGGUCUCAGUAGUUCCAACUGAUGAUGCUCCUUCAGCCCGGUGUCAUGACACAUUACCGUCGAAGACCAUUUAUGGCAGGAAACGGUGCACAAGUGGGGAAAUGAGCCAUAUGGAAACAUUUUUAGCUGAUUAAUAAAACUGAUUCUGUUGAGGCCUCAUGUAUUUGAAGGCAGCCAUUGGAGUCAUCACUUGGAUGAACUUGAAGCAGAGUAGUGAGUGUUUGCUAUUUCUCUGCUCAUGUUUGGCCCUCCUCCAGAGUGCUUGACCGUCUUGAAAGGCCUCAUCUCUUUCUCAUGGUGAGGCAUGGGGCUGAAACCUGAGACCCAUGUCAGCCAUGCUGGCCUAUAUCUCACAGCUGGAUGCAUAGUAACAGAGUAGAGAGGAAGUAAGCGUGUGUACGCUGAUUUGAGAGUACUUAGCUCUGGGCCCUUUUCCUCCCAUCGACCGAUCUGCAUUAGUAGAGAAAGGGUGUCUGGAGCUGUGGGAGCAGAAAGGAAGCUAUUUUUUAUCGCCAGACCACCACAGAGAUAUUGUUCCUGGGUGGGCACGCUACCAGAUCCUUGAGUAUUUCAGAGAAAAGGAUUGAUUUUGAAUACUGGAACUAUCAUAGAAAAUAACAUUUUUAUUGUAGUACGUCUCUUUCAGUCCUGAUCACAAACAGAACCACUCUGGCUUUAUCUGUUCCUGGAGACGUUUUUCUACUAACCUUUUUGAGGAUAUAUUAAGCAUUUUCAGGUCAAUGAAUGCUUUUUAAGCUUUAUCUUUGGAUAACCUUGUAUGUAAGGACAGAAGUAUGUCCCGGAUUCAAGAGAAACAUUUUAAAUCCACAAUGUAGGGUUUUUAGCUGAUUAUGAACAAUCAAAACAAACAGUGCUGUUUGUUUUGAACUCAAUAGAGAGUAUAUGUGUUUAUAUCAAUAUACCAUGCAUAUUAAUUUGCAUCUAAAUUGAUCUAAAUACAAAGAGAAUAUGUAAGACCAAAACUUUGUAAACCUGGUUUAGUUUUACAUUUUUAACUGUGUGUGUCCUCAUGAGUUUAAGUCGAUAGCCGACCGAUGGAGGCUCUUGUCUUAGCGAUGUUAAAUGAGAAUUAGAGACUGAGCUGACAAUCAUGUAAUAUAUACUCCCAAAUGGUUAUUGAUCAGUCAAAAUUGCAGAAAAAAAGUCUAAAUGCAUGGUGGUAAAUGCACAGUUACUAACUAAAGAGCACUAACCUGGAUUUUGAAGGUUGGAUUUUGAAGAUAUCAGAGAUGGAGGACUAAAGGUCCUUACACACCAGGCGAGAAUUCGCCAAGUGAAUUAUUCGCCUUUUUUUAAAACAGCAUAAAGUCAAUGCAGGCUCCCACACCGGCGGCGAUUUUUCCGCGGGGCGAAAAGCGUCUUUUAUUUUUUCGCUCUUGUGUCGAAUUUUUCGGAUAUUCGCAGGCGAAUAUCUGGACCUGCUAGACCUCUGGCCAAUCAAAAGUCAUGUUGAGUCACACUGCAAAUUUGCUGGUGUGUAAGGACCUUAAGGACUGAUUUCAGCUUCUUUUCAAACAGCAAAAGUAUGGCUUUAACAGUGUGUCAAAAAAAAUACCAUGUUGUAUUUAAAUUUAACAUUUCACUUAUUUCAGCAAUGAAAGAGGAGAGAAAUUAUCAUUUCGAUUUCAAGGUAGUGUUCCAGAGUCUUUUGAAAUCCAGUCUAUGCAAAGAGCCAAUUUCAACAUCCUUACAAAAAUCAUGAAUACUGCACACUGCACAAGACGGUCCACAGACAUAGAAGCAGCUUUAACCAUGAUCAAUAAUAGAAGAAAAAGCAGACUGUCUAUCUGUGUUCAGGCACUAAGGCUGUGAAACUCCAGCUGUGAUCCUAGAUAAACUUUCAUGACUAUUUUAGCUGCCACAUGUAUGAGAUACAGCUUUACAUUUACGUAUACAUUUACAGAUGAACAAACUUCAAAAAAGGGCCAACAGCUCCUCUUCACUGAGAGCUUGAGGACUUUAGAUUUUUGUUAUUCACACAAAGUCAAUGGUAACCUGAUAUUCAUCAGUAAAAGGUCCAGGGAGAAAAAAAGCUAGUUUGUGCUGUGUAUUUGAGGAGUCAUCCUGGUAAAAAAGGGUUUAUCAGCAUGUGAUCACAAAACAACCUUACAGUAAAAACACACAAAUCACAGAGAUCAGCACUACUCUGAAAGCCUGGAAAAAAGUCACAAGUUUUUUGAAAGGGGAAGAAGGAGCUUUUCUCUGGGGACUAAAGAAAUCUGAUCCUGAUGAAGAGCUCAGGGCUGAUGACUGGGUAACACUGUUGUAAGAUGAGCUGAGGCUGAAGAGCUGAGGCUGAGCUGUGCUAAAAUGGCUACGGGGAGAUAAAUACACCUGGUAGACAUGGCCUUUUAAUCUAGCACCACCACCAGGCUAAACUCUACAUAGUUGACAGCUUUGUUUUAGAGUUUAUAAGAAGUACAACUGACUGAGAGACUUAUUAGCAGUGCUGUUGAAAAAAAGUCAAUAUUAUCUUUUAUUUAUGUGCAUCACAUUUUUGUAUGAUAAUGUUAUGGACAAAAUAUUUCGAAGCUUAUUUCUCUCUGUCCAUGGUGCUGAAAUAGCCGCAGUAGAAAAUGAUCUUUCAUGCAGUCACCACACUGUUUUUAAUGUUGUUUUUUUUUUCUUUAAUUAUUUUCCCUUUUCAGACAGUUUGUGAUAAUGUUUCUUAUAUCUUUUAAAAAAAGAUUGUUUCAUUGAAAUGGACUCAAAUCAAAUUGCACGAAUGCCUUCUGAACUACAAUAACCUGCAGUCUUUGGGGUCAAUGAUGGGUCUGACAGUAGGGAUACCUUGCUUCAUUUUUCAUCAACAUUCUUGCAUAGGCAUUUCAAGAUGGUCUUUCUUGGCCCACGUAUGAGGAUAUUACACUUCGUAACACCAUAUUUGGGUUCAGUGACAGUUGUUUUAUGUCGCUGCUUCAUCGAUAAACAUUAUUUUGUAAUUGGCGUCAUAACUGUUCCCCAGCUGAUGAACAUCUUGGUCUACUUUUCAGCAACAUUAUUACAGACAAUUGCCAUGUCUGUGCAUUUCUCUACCACCAUGGUGCUGUAGCCCUGGGGAGGGGCUUGCCUCAGUCAUGGGUGGUACACCUACUUCCAUUUUUUCUUAAUUUAUAACAGGUAAAGGGAAACAUUCAAGUCAUUUUUUGUUUACAUUUGGAUAAUUAUGGCGUACAGGUCACAGUGUUCAAUCCAGUGUCUCAAAAUUAUUGGAGUAUUCCUCAAGAUCAAUCAAAAAAGGAUUUAAAAAACAGAAAUGUUCAUUUGAAAAGUAUUUUUAUUCAUACAGUCAAAGGGCAUCUUUAUCAUGAUUCAUUUCUUUAGGUUACUGAUGGUAGAUAUGAAACUUUUUCAUGGUAUUUUAAUUUGAGAGAUGAGGGAGUGGUUCCCUCACCAUCUCUUUUUUUUUGCAGAUGUAUAUUAAGGAGAAGAAAACACAAUUUUUUUAAGGUUGUUGUUGAAUACAUUAAAAAUGUAUAGAGGUACAACACCCAGUCGCACAGCUCUGUUGACAAAUGCUGCUCCCUGAGGGCUGCAUGCACCAGUUUAGCAAUGCUUUUUUUUGUUGUUUCUUUUAUAGCUAUAAGACUUCAAUACAGCAGCUAGACAAGUCAAUCUGGCUCCCAAAUCAUAACCAGCACCAGUCAUAGGGGUAUUUUCUUCUCACCUUUUAACACCAGGAGGAGACAGUCACAUACUAUUCGACUUUACGUGCAGUCAGUUACACCAUCUGCAAUCAACAUAACCCAAAUGUGUUUCAUUCCACACUGCCACUGUGUCAGUGAGGGAAAAUGCUUGAACAAGCCUUAAAUCAAUGGGCCCAAACACUUUACAUGAGCAUUUUAAAUGACAGGGAGGCCACUGAGGCUUUCCAGCCCGAUUAGCACAACAAGACACAGACACGGCUCAGAUACAGUUUCACAUGGUGGCUCUCACCCUCCUUCUGACCUGGGUUUCUUGUCCUGUCUUUCAGCCAUCAUCAACCCCAAGCAAGCCAAAGACAACAAGAGCUUCAACUUUGAUUACUCCUACUGGUCCCACACCACGGUAACUCUCUCUACACACCAACAGUGCAACCAAGUUUAGAUGAAUACUCACAUAUACACUUUGUUGCCUAUUUUAUGGAAAUUUCAAGAUGAAAGUCACUGAUCGAUCUCUAUCUCUACAGCCCGAGGACGUCAAUUAUGCCUCUCAGAUGCGGGUGUACAAAGACAUUGGAGAGGAGAUGCUGCUGCACGCCUUUGAGGGCUACAACGUCUGCAUAUUUGCUUAUGGGCAGACAGGUGCUGGAAAGUCCUACACCAUGAUGGGGAAACAAGAUGUCAAGGAUCAACAAGGAAUCAUCCCCCUGGUACAAACAUAGUCAGAUUGCUUUUACAUCUCUGAUUACAAAUCCAUAAAUCAUUUUUUAGUUUUUGAGAUGAUACAAAUUUUAAAGUAGCAACCUUUUUAUCUCCUUCCAGCUGUGUGAAGAUCUUUUCACAAAAAUAAAUGACAACACAGACAACAGCAUGUCAUACUCUGUGGAGGUAAGCAUCCUUGUCUGCUGUCAUCUGUCACUGCUACGCUGAUUUUUAAGCACCAAAUAAAAAAGGACCAUAUUCCAACAUUAACCUGAGACAUGCUUCAUAUGUAAACUUUAAUGUUUUGAAAUGUACAGGUAAGCUACAUGGAAAUCUACUGUGAGCGUGUGCGUGACUUACUGAACCCCAAAAACAAAGGAAACCUCCGUGUACGGGAGCACCCUCUGAUGGGACCUUAUGUGGAGGAUCUGUCUAAACUGGCUGUCACCUCCUACAAUGACAUCCAGGACCUGAUGGACUCAGGGAACAAGGCCAGGUAGCAGACCUGUUUGAGAUUCCUUCAGUGCAUUUUCGUUGAACAUUUGUAGAACUUGUAAUUUUAACCUUAUACUAACUGUAAACUUUGCAGCGUUGACAGGAAAUAAGUCAGCACAACAAUUUGCAACCAAAGGCUGAAUAUUUUACUGGUGCAGCACUUUGGUACAGGAUAUGCAGCUGAAAGUACCUCCUAAUUAUCCCAGUAAUAGAACUAUUAAUUAAACUAUAAAGGUCAAGAUGAAUGCCAUUACCUCAUAUUCAUGUGGAUAUAGAGAUUUCUUGAGCUGUCAUCCCAGCUAAAGAGACAGCAGCUAAAACGAAGCGUUUCAGACUGAGGCUGAAAGAAUAAUAUUUUAAUACACCAGAGUGAGAAACGCGAGGCUUUUUGAAAUCUGAAAAUCGUGUCAAGAUAUUAAAGAAGUAUCAGAGAAGAAGUGUAGAGUCUGAGAAAAGUGCACAAUACCCUCUCUUUAUCUAACACUGGCAUACUUACAACAGACUUAUUUGAUCAAACCACUGUAUAAGAAUUUUGUUAUCAGACCAGCUCUGACUUAGCCUAAACCUCUCGAGUUUUUCUGGCUGACUAAAAAAGCAUCAGAAUUUAACAGUCUCCACUUAUUCCAGCUGAUUCUUCAUUGCCUGUAUCCACUUUCGUCCUCUGUAAGUUUUUUUUUCCUCUGAUGCAGAUGAAAACUUAGUUCUGGGAUUUUUACGCUGUUGACAGUGUUAGAAGAUUUCUUGCAGAUGAAAGUGACAAGCAGGCCCCCUACAAGCAGUCGAUGGAGAAGAUGAAUUAUUUUCGCCUUUGGGGCUGGCAACACUUCAUGCCGCUCUGUCUCUAUCCUCCUCAUCCUCACUUUUAUCCUCUUUGCAAAUAUGCAGAGCAAACAAAACACUUGGAGGAAGAACCAGUGAUGAAUGUAAUCUCUGUUUCUGCAGGACUGUGGCCGCCACCAACAUGAAUGAGACGAGCAGCCGCUCCCAUGCCGUUUUCAACAUCAUAUUCACUCAGAAACGCCACGAUGCUGAGACUGAUAACACAUCUGAGAAGGUACAGUUUUAUCACAUCCUGAUUGAACUGAUUCAAAUCUUAUCUCUGCUGAUCUACUAGCUGACUGAAUUGGACUGAUCUCACUCUUGUCUACUGGAAAUCAAUGGUUGCUUGAAGGUCAUUGAUAUUAAUCAGUGCUGGGAAGGAAACACUUGUCAUGUAACAGGUUGCAAACAAUCUUAUCAAAGAGAUAUAACUUACAACAUUAGAAUAGCUUUUUUUCUGGCACCUCUAAACAGCACAUCGACACUCAAAGGUCCUGAAAAUAAACUUUAUACUACAGUAAUGAAGGGGUUGUCAAGUUCAAAUUGUCAAGAAUUUCUUGUCGUAAAGCAAAGCCAUCUGCCUUAAUGUGGUCAGCUGGCUUCAAAGAAAUCUGCACUGGUUAAAGCUUAAAAGCAUGAGAUAAAGAAAGAAAAUCAGAAUAUCAAGUGAACCAGUUUUAAAGGUUAAAAAUCAUGCCCAUUGUUGACCGAAUACAGUGUAUAUGAAACUACAGUCAGUUACUUGAAUACCUUGAUUUUUCCUAACCCCUCCACUGACAUGAUGUUUGAGUGAAUGCCACAAAAACAAAGGUACAAAGCACAGACUACAAAAGACAUACAUGCAUUGUGUGUUUUUAUCGCACACUAAAGGACUUGUCAAACCUCAGUAUUUGCAGAUCCAUGAGUGAGGAGAUUUAGUGGCAGCAGCUGUGACAGCAGAGUCAGAAACAGGAAGAAGAAGCUUAACUUUAGCUGCAAGAAAACCAAAUCCAUAACCUUUCUGCACCUUAAAGUGGGGGUGUGGAUGGGUUUAUAGGUUCUUAAGAGGGUUCUGUGUUUUUGAUUCCAUCAUUACAGAAAUAACACAAAUCAUUUUAAAGUAUAUAGUAUCAAAGUAUCCAAGAUUUUGACAGCUUCAUCAGGAUUAAUAUGUAUGUAGAGCUUCUGUGAUGACUUUUUGAAAGGUAAUGAUACAGUCUGAAAUCUGUGCAAAUGAGACCAUUGCUGACAAGACUGACAGUUUCUGUCAUGUAAUUUUAAAUGCCUGUAGCUACUGUGCGAGGGUCAGUACGCUAAGGAGCCUUGGCUACUUUUUCCAUGGCAAAUACUUAUGAUGAGUAAUAAAUUAAACUAUAAAAAGACAGCAGGAAAAGGUUCACUGUCAACAUCACUUUCAAAAGAAUGAGACCAUAUCAGCAGUAAUAUAAAGUUACCGCUUUGUCCACAGGGGGUCAACGAAGACAGAAAGUCCUUUACAGGAACUUUAAAAUUAUUUAGCAAUAAUGAAAUGGCGAUUGUAAUUUUUAUAUAUAAGGCAAGAGACAUGCAGCAACCACAAAGUAAACACUUCUGUUAUGUCAGCCCAGGUAUGCUAUUGUGAUAUGUUAUACUCUCCUUUCAAGUUGUCCAGUUUUUUAAUUAAAAAAAGGGUAAAAUUAAGGUUUUUUAUUGUAUGUCAUACUAAAUUUUGCUUUGAGUAAUGUUUUUAUCUGUCUCUCUGUCACAGGUCAGCAAAAUCAGUUUGGUGGAUUUAGCUGGCAGUGAGAGGGCAGAUUCAACUGGAGCUAAAGGCACCAGACUCAAGGUGAGUUUUUUUUCUUCUUUUAACUAUAUUUUGGAAACUCAAACUCCUAGAUGAAAACACACAAGCCUGCAUGAGAUGCAGUCACCAUGACUACUUCUGCUUAAAAGCAGAUUAUGCUCACACUGUAAACAUCACUCUCUGCAUGUUGCUCCAUCACAGGAGGGAGCAAAUAUCAACAAAUCUCUGACCACACUGGGAAAAGUCAUCUCUGCACUGGCGGAAGUGGUAUGCAUUGUAAUCUGUUCAUGAUAUAUUUUAAGAUAAAGCAGUUUUCAUUUAGGAUUCACUGGUUCUUUAUUCUGCUUUUUUUUCUCUUUAGGAUUCUGGGUCAAAUAAGGUAAAAGUCUUAACUGGUUCUUCACUGAUUUGUUUACUGUUUUACUUACUUUUGUGCCGAGGUAUGCAUAACCUUUUGAUUUUGCAUUUAAUUGUAACGCAGAACAAAAAGAAGAAAAAAGUGGAAAGCUUCAUCCCCUACAGGGAUUCAGUCUUGACCUGGCUACUGAGAGAAAAUCUGGGUAUGCACACUUUGCUUUUCCAACUUGCGAGUCAGUCUCUCAUUUUUUUUGAUCCUCAAGAAACUAAAACCCGGAACAUGUGUUUCUUCUUUUUGUCAGGGGGUAAUUCCCGCACUGCAAUGGUAGCUGCACUCAGUCCAGCAGACAUCAACUAUGAUGAGACCCUCAGCACACUCAGGUAGAGAGCAUGAAACAUAAUUUCUGCUGCGUCUUUCCUCCCACACAGCUGCUGAAUGUGGCUCUGAAGGACAGUAAUGAGACAACAUGUUGCGUAAUACCCUCAGUCUCCCUCAGGGAUUUGCAUCAGUUUCACACUUCAAACACUUUCCGUGAGCUACAGUGCUGGGCUGCAGAAUCCUGUGGAUGUGUGAAUGUGUGUUUGCCUUUGAGUCUCCCCCCCUCUCACCUGUGUUAACUUGCUUAAUGAUGCUUCCUUUUCACUCGCAGGUACGCAGACCGAGCCAAACAGAUUCGUUGUAAUGCUGUGAUUAAUGAGGAUCCCAAUAAUCGAUUGGUGCGUGAGCUGAAGGAGGAAGUGUCCCGCCUGAAAGAGCUCCUCUACGCCCAGGGCCUGGGUGACAUUAUUGAAAGUAAGGAGGCAUUUAUUGGAUUUAUGCGACCAUUAGUGCCAGCUUCAGACUCAAUUUAUAACAUUUAAAAUGUUUUUCUCUGAGUAUGCACACUAUUCUCACUGACACAUUAUCAGCCCACACAGCUCCCCUCACAGGAUCUGCACUUAACUCACCUCUGUGCUCACAAACCUGUGCGUCUUGGUGCAUUGGGACAAAAAACAAAGCAAAUAAAGACCCAGCACAGAAAAAAAAAUAUCAAAAGACAUAGAUAGAGAUAAAGACAUACUCACUGUCUCCAGACUACAGUGAAACUAGAAACUAGCUUACUCUCUUACCUUUUGGGAAAAUGUGGCAAAGCUCUAAAAAGAGAGGCUUUAAGUUUAAAAGGCUUAUCAAGACAGCAUGUCAGGCCAGCUAAGAUAAACUUAACCUACUUACACUCAGUGUGUCACAAUCUGUGUGAGAAUGGCAUAAAAACAUAGGCAGACAAAAUUGUAAAGGCGAGGCUUAAUGGCACAGAGGAGUUUUAUUGGGCUGUAAUGGUUAGCAUUAAUCCUUUUUUGAUCUAACUAUCAGUAAUAAAUCACAGUUUUCCAAGUUUUGCCACUGUCAUUUUACAGUUAAUAUUUUUGUUCAUCUACAAAUCAAUACUCUACUUAACACAGUGUCCUGCAUAAAAUGUCUCAAAUAAGUAAAGAAGUAUCAGGAAGGAGAUCUCCAUUCAUUUGCUUUUACAACAAAAUGAAUGGUACUUAUGGGAAAAACAUUCUAAAUCCAGGGAUCUCUUAUUAUAUAGUGAGCAUGGAGGUGAGCUCAGGUCAAUGCAUCCUGACUUCCUUCUUAGGUGUCCAGAAGACAUCAAGUAAAUGUGAAAACCUGUGAACAUUUAUCUUCAGGUGUUUUGCUGUCUCUCUCUUUCUCAUUUCCAUUCUCUCUCUCUGUCCCCUCCUUUCCCAGCAUAUCGAGCGACUGGUGCUGAGAUCGAGGGUUUGAAAUGUGUGUUUUCUGGCUCUUGCUUUUGCUCAUGUGGCAGCAGCUUAGCAUCAGCAGUGCUUACUGUGACGGUCAAAAGUAGCUUUUCCGUUUUGUUUUGUUUUCUCUGCAGCAUCAACUUGUCUUAGAAGAGAUAUCCGACUUUCUUGGCACUUUGCAUUGGAACACAAGUUCAUACCUGCCAACAUCUAGGUUUUAAAAUGCCGCAGUAAUUUUGUUUAAGUGUGGCGUUUGGAUACUAAAUGAAAAAGAAAGCUUAUCGCUCACUGAGUAGCACCUAAAAUAACUACAGUCUUGGCAAAAGUUAUCACCCCUGUCCUGUUGGGAACUUUAGUCCAGCUCUGCUCCAAUGAAUGUUUGAAGAGUGUGUGGUCAUAUUUAGUCUUUUUGAACGAUGUAUAAAUUGCAAGGAUGUCCUGCAUUUUCCAGCAGACGUUUUACUAAAUUUUACUUUAUUUUAUGUAUUUUUUAUUGCAGUACUGAACAUUUUUACAUCCAACAUUUUCAAAUUUAUGGGUAUACCUUUUUGUAAAAUAUAUAUAUAUUUUUUUUUUUUAUGGCUGUUCAAAUAGGCCAUAAUAAACCUAUUAACAUUCAGAGGAAGAUAAUACAGGAGAAAAAAAGUCAAUAACUAAGACAGGCAGCAGAAGUGUAAUAUUUCCAAAUAAACAUAAAACGGAUUUUCAGAGAGAGAAAAAAAAAAAAAAAAAAACUAUGUAUAACUAGAAAAGCACUCUGAGAGCGCAGCCCUCCGCCAAGCAGCUCACAGUAUCCGGAAUUUUCAAAAAAGCUUUGUUUUAGCCCAUUUUCUGCUGAUUGGCCACCUCUUUGGAGGCUUUCUGGAAGCCGACUGAGGGCACAGCCUGAUGUUUUGGCCCCACCCCCUCUUUUUUGGUCAACCCCUAUAUAGAAGACUACAUACACCAGCUUGCUGUAGCAGCCCACUGGACGACAUGUCUACUCGGCAGCCAUCUUGUAUUUCCAUGAGUGUUUCUUUCCAGUAACUGUGUGGACACGCCCAAAAUAUAUGAUAAUGGUUCGCAACUUGAGAGACAUAAUUCUCCAGCACUGAGGUUUCCAUUGCUUUAGUGUGCCUUUAUGUAAGGAGUUAUAAAGUGACUGGAUAUAUUUUUCCAACAAAACUCCUUCAUGAGUGAAAUUGUGUGCUUUUUCACUAGAAUGAGCAGAUAUCUUGCCAUUCUUUAUCAGUUAUUGUCACAUUGCUUUCAUUUUUUCAUCUUUCCUUCAUGUAUUCUUCGGAGUGCGCUUUCAUAGUGUUUAGUGUUGAGUGGAAAGUAAGAGUCAUAAGCACACCAACUUAAGAUUUGAAUAUCUCCCUCUUGCUGGUAUUACUUUAUGGUUUCUCUCCAGCCCGUGAGAGUAGAUCUAACCCAUGGAUUUUUUAGGCCAUCAAUAUAUCUUUAGAGAUUUUUAUCUAAUUGUACAUUGUACAAUUAAAUUGUAAUUUAGAUUCUAUAUCUUUCAUUCUGCUUCAUAGGAUGGGUCACACAACAGAGCUCUUAUCUGAGCUGAGAUAUAAUAUUUCUGUAAGGAUGAAAAGCACCAUCUCCCUCUAUCCCUUUAUAACGUUUCAAUCUUACUCUGGGUCUAUUUCCUUUCCAAAUGAACGUUGACUUAUCUUAUCCUAUUUCAAAGGGUGGCUUUUAGUAAUUAUGAUAGGAAGUGUUUGACAAAGGUCUAAGAACCUUGGUAAAAUGUUCAUUUUGUGAACAUUUCAAGUGACCAUUAAUUUUAACUUGAGAGCCACCCAAACAGCCUGUAGUUGUGAAAUGACCAUGAAAUGUGAAAAUGGUUGUGUUGGCAGGUGUGCAAUGAGUGAAUGUUGAUGUGGUUGAGAUUAGCAUGCACUCUCUGCCUGAAGGUUAUUGUCGAGCUUUGUUGAGUGUCAUGGUACUUUGGAGAUCUGAGUAUGGCUUUAUACUGUAACUGUGGCACUGAUUUGAGCGGGCUUAUUUAUACAUGAAGCAAAAAAGCAAUACAGAGCAAUAGAAAGCAAAGAAAAUAUACAUCCUAAUGAAAUAUGUUACGAAACUGCUCCUUUACUGUUCCCCUGGUGGCGUCUGUGCCCUCCUGUUGGUCCCCAUAAUAGAGGAACAUUAAAUGACAGUGCAGCCUUCUGUCAAACACAGACCACAAUCAGUUAUAUAAUAUUGGAUUCAUAUAACUUUUUACAGUAUUUCUACAACCCGUGGUUUUAUUAACUGCACUGGGAAGUCAAUAUUAUGUGGUCCAUCUUGGCAGGGAACAGCCUGUCCAGAUGGACGGGUGCGAUACACUUUCCCAAUUUAUUGCUCCGUGUUGCCAUAGCAGCAGCUGCAGGGUUCAUACUUUUUUUGUUUUGUAGAGUCUAUGAAGGCAACCACAGUGCCAAGAUAAAACGCAGAACAGACAAUAGGGGACUUGAGGUAAAUUCAGGUUAGAGUAUUUUAUUUGUACCCGAGGCUAGACUAGUUUUGUAGAGAGUGAUUCAGCUCCCUUUUGCACACACACACACACACACACACACACACACACACACACACACACACACACACACACACACACACACACACAGCAUCUGGACAGCCUUGAUAAUGAAAUGAUAGACAAUGGAUGACAGUGCUCAAGACUAAGAAGAGUAACCCUGUAAAGAAAUAGAAAAAGUAAAAAACAUGUUGAAUAAAAGCAAGAUAAAGAUAUAAAUGAACAAUCAGUAUAAACCAGAUAAUUAAAAACAAGAUUAAAUAAAAGGAAAGUCAAUAAAUAAUACAGAAUCUUUAUUGCUUUUUUUUCCAACAAAUUGAUUCAGAGUCAGAGUGACUGAUGGCUCCUGGAAUAAAACUAUCUUUAGUUUUACCAGCUAGUCCAAAAUAUUUUUGUUGAGAAAUAAGAAGAGGAAAUUCUCUUUUUAUUGAGUAGGAGUCAAUUUUUUGAAACAGUUCCAUCUGUCCUCUGUGACAGUCUGGUAUGCAGGGACUCUGGGUAAAAAUCUGAACCAUUUCAAAAUUUGAUGUUGAAGACAGCUUCUCUUUUAUAGAGACAGAAUCCUCCAUGACAAUGGGAAGUCUAUUCAGUCAUUAAGUCGUUAUGAAAGUGGUCAUGCAGACUGUGAUCACUGAAAUCAGACUUCAGGCUCCUUUUACAUGUACAUGGAUACUUUUAAGAAAAGUGGGCUAUAUUUUUUUUUUGGAUGAGACGUGGCCUCAGACACUCUGUGGGGACACAACAGAGGUUUUGGAAAAUGUCUUUUGAGGUGGAGAUUGUUAAGAAUAUGUUUUGUUCAUAAUCAUGAAGAUGGAUAAAAAAGAAGUUUCAGGGAAUGCUAUUUGUGUGAAUCACAAACGUGCAAAGAUGGUAGGCUACUGGUCUGUUUAUGUAAAUUCAGGACUAUAGCAGGUCCACAAGGGAACCUCACUGGUCUUUAAAAAAAUAAUUUGACAUCCAGAAUCAAAUGUCCAAAAUCAUUCAAAGCAGCUAUUGUCCACUUUAUGGUAAUUUGAGGAAGCAUUUGAAACUAAUGUCAAUAAUUGUAUACCAACAGCCUAAUGAAGUAAUAGUGAGUGUGUGGCACAUGUCCUUGUACCUAUGCAGCUGCACCUCGUUAAAUUAAGUUAUCGCCAUGGUAAUAAAUUCCAGAGGGGAGUGACUGUAACACUUCUGAACAUGGAUGGGAUGUAAUCAUGCAGACCCUGUUCCCCUUCUUAGCCAGCCCGCCAUAUCUACGUAGCUAAUACAGGUUAACGGGCUGCUCCCCUGUUAUUUUCCCAUCAGUCUUCACAGUUUUCCUCAGUUCAUUUUUCUGAGUGAUUUUGGGAAGUGCAUACCAGUACAAUAUAGUACAAUAUAGUACAAAAACAGAGAAUACUAAUCAUGAGAAAUCAGCGUUUACUUCAGUAGAUUUUAAAGCUUAUUGCUUUUUCAUGGGCUCUGCAGGAAAGCCCAAUAAACAUUGAAUACAUCCUCCGGCUUUUGUAUAAUAUUUCUAAUUGAGUUUUGGCUUCCUAAUGUUCUCUGCAGGAAAUCUGAUCCAGUUACUAAGAGGCAUUAUGUCUCUACACACAGCCCCCUCCUGUGUGUUUUACUGUUGUACAUAAAUAAAGGUUUAGAUGUUAGACGCGAAGUGAGCUCUACAAUUCCAGUUUCUCACAGUUUUUCUCCUUAAAUUGCGGACUGAUAGUAAUUAUUGUUUUUUUAUUUUCUUCUUUUUGAAUGAUUUUGCACAUGACGCCCUGCUUGAGUAUUGUAUAGUAGCUGCAUUUCCUUUGGUCAUGGCUAAAUGGUCUUCUUGUUGCAUCUUUUCAGUUUCUGCGUGUGGCUUUCUGCUGGUGCUGCCCUGGCUUGUCAAGAAGCAAAUUUCUCUUUGUGACUUUUGUGGGAGUUGUUUCAGGCCACAUUUCUUCUUUCUUGUUCUUUUCUAUUCUCCCUUUCUCUUCUCCUCCUUAUCGGUUCACAUUUCUCCUUUUUAUUUGUCCCUUAUUAUCGAUUUCCCCAACCCUUCUUCCUGUACACACACACACAUCCUGUGCUCCCUCCCGCCCGUCCGACAGACCUAUCCGAUUACAAGAACAAUAACAAUAAAGGCCAAGCAGUGAAUCAAAGGGAUGAUCUCUCCACAGUGACCAAUGCCAUGACGGGGAUGAGUCCCUCUCCGUCACUCUCAGCCUUGUCCAGCCGAGCCGGAUCAAUCGCCAGUCUGCAUGACCGCAUCAUGUUCAGCCCAGGCAGUGAGGAGGCCAUUGAGAGGCUGAAGGUGAAUACUGGAUAAUAUUGCCAAGCAGUUCAUCUCAUACACACACUGCACUGGCAGCACAGCAUGGAUACACAAAUGCUCAUUGGCUGCACAUUGUCAAAUCAUGAAGUUUUUGAGUUCAUAAUCUUCUCUGCAGUCAAACCAAAAGGGUGGUCAUAUUCGCUCUUUUGCCAUCUCAUGAAAAUACAAACAAUGUGUUUGCCUGUUUGUCAAUACUAUCUGACUUCUACAGGCUCAGUCAUUUUUCUUCACUGAAGUUUUUGACUGGAAGAUUAAUUAACUGCAGCAGGAUUGGAGCGAGAUGAAUAUGAAUGAGAAAAUCAGUAAUCCAGUAGCAGUACUUUUAUGAGCAGCAGCAAAAUACUGCCCUUAAACUUUUGAUAUUAUACAGUUAUAUUUUUUUACAUUCUUUAUUUUUUUAUUAAAAUUAUUAUACAGCUUAUUUUUACAGUAAAGGCACACGGUGGUGUUUGACAAACCUCAUACAAACAGCAUGUUGAUUGAGAAUCUGUUUUAAGUUAUUUCCAUCAAAAGCAUCUAGAACUUUUUUCCCCAAAAGCUACUUAAAGGCUGCGAUUUAAUUUUCCUCUGCUUUUUGAGGACUAGAUUAGGAGUAUUAGUCAGCUGAUAUAUGAAAAGUAAAAGCCCCAGACAACGGUUAACACUAGUUACCCUCAUGUAAUUAUUAAUUUAAAAAAAAAAAAAAAAAACAGUCCCAGCUGGGUUAAGUUUUUCCUGUGCUGGCAGUGUCUAUUUUAUAUACAGCAUAAAAGUAGUUGAAUGUUUAGAGCACUCACUGUCUGCUUAGUGAAAACCACUCCUCCAUCCUUCGAAAUAAAGAAGGGGUAAGACUUGUGAUGUCAACUUUAUUAACAACAGCCACAGAGUAGCAGUUAAUCUGGCUUGUUAUUGUAAAGGUGUAACACACAUGUCUAGAGCUUCUGCCAACACUAGUAAAAUGUGUUUAAAUAAAAGCACAUAUGAAGCAUACAAAGCAAUUUAAAACAGACUGAAGGUCAAAACUGAGGGAGGCAGAAGAGCUGCUGGAUGACUCUUAUAACUGAGUAACAAUGAAAACCUUUUAGAAAUGAAGUUCAUGGACAUGACCCGCAUAAAAAUAAGUUAAGUUAGGUUUAAAAACAUUUACUACUUCCCAUUACCCAGUAUAAUACUUGUUGUUUUUAAAGGAUAUGAUACUAAUGAAUACGGGCCACUCUGUCAGAGCACUGAUAAAACCCAUAUCAAAAUGAAGCACAUAAAGAAGUAUUUCUGGCCUGUCAACAAAUAUACUUAACUUCAGUGUUGAAUGAUUUACUUCAGCAGAGCAGUCUUUCUUCAUAAUACUCCUAAUAUUAACAGGAUCAUAACACUGCACGUGAGAUUAAGUCACAAUAAACCAUCACACUUAAGGGCUGUAGUCACUGAAACAGAAUAGAUCAUAAUCCUGUUACAAGAUAAUGUUUGUCAGUUGGAUCAAAUCAUGUUUAGUCUUUUUAUUAGUUUAUUUUGUCAAAUAAGCACAGGGCACAGUCCCCAGACCUGUUCUUGAACCACUGUGAAAUUAAAUCAUUGCUGUCUUUCGUAAUUUCAGGAAACAGAGAAAAUCAUUGCUGAACUCAAUGAGACCUGGGAGGAGAAACUUCGCCGAACAGAGGCCAUUAGAAUGGAAAGGUGAGAUGAGAUAAAUCCAUUUUUUUUACUUUAACCACAAAAACUUUCUUGACAUUUCGGUUUUCAGAUAGAAUCUACAAAAACAACUUGAUUGAAUGAUUUUUAUAAUUAUUAUUGACAAUGAAAUGGUAUAAAAACAGGCUUUUUCAUAUGGAGAGACCUGACAUAUGGAUUUUUGUGUAAGAAGUGUGUUGAUAGAUUAUGAAAUAGUAUAACUCUAUCCAUUAUGCUGUUUGUAUUUCUUAAAUCCAAAUGUCUUAAACAUGCCUUUCACAAUGCAAAAAACAAAAUAUACAUUUGUUUUCCUUUGGAUCCAGGUUUAUUUGCUGAAAAAAAAAAAUCAUUGAAUGUGAGACAACUGUAUUUUUGUUGCAUUUUUUAAACCCAGCUGUUUGAAAUAAAUAGCAUUGAUGUAUAAGGCGUCCUAGAGGCUAGAGCUUCAUAUUAUGUGUCCAACUCUCAUUCACAGAGAGGCUUUGCUGGCAGAGAUGGGUGUAGCAAUGCGAGAAGAUGGUGGAACUGUUGGUGUGUUUUCUCCUAAGAAGGUAAGACAAAACAAGACUCCUCAAAAAAUCCUUUUUAUUUAAUGUUCAAGGUUUAAAUUCUUCUGAAAAUGCUUGUUUAUUUACCCUAAAAGCUCUCGGAUAGCCCUAGAAAGCCCCAGCCUGUGUUUAUCGACACAGUGGGUCUGUUUUCCCCCAAUGAGGUUUGUAGCUGUGAAGUGUUUCAAGCUGUCUCCUUCUUCGAUUGCUCUGAGUCUCUCUCUGACGCCGGGCAGAUCAGUUGAGGGUUUUCUUUUUCAUUAAAUGUUAUCUUAAAUCUACUUCAUUACUCACUUCAAACACUCCCCAAAGGCAGCAAUGGGUGUAAACAUGGGGGAAAAGAUAAUGGCAGCGCCCCCGUUUCAGUAAUUUAUGGCUGUUUGCCUGUAGCCUCUAACAUCUGACUGAGGCUUCAUUAAACUCUCAUGCUGUGGAGCUGUGGGGAGUGAAGCUGACUGCAUGGUUUGAUUGUUUGAUGUUUCUUACUGAGGGAGAUGACUUUGCAGCUCUUUGAUGUGCAGUUUAUGCAUAUGUUAUACUGUAAAUAACAUAUGGUUAAUGAAUGUUUCAUAUGAAUGUCCCUCAAAUGUCUCUAGUUAGUUCAUUUUUACUUGGUCUUUCUUAGACCCCUCAUCUGGUGAACCUGAACGAGGAUCCCCUGAUGUCUGAGUGUCUGCUGUACUACAUUAAAGAUGGGAUCACCAGGUCAGACAUUUGAAGAUGGUACAACUGAUUAAUAUGCAAAGGAUGACAUGUUAUGUGUGUUCAUUUUAGCGUUUACACAAUAAGCCAUCUCUAGACUUGUAGGUUUUUUACAUCUCUAACGUCUCCAACCGUUACUCAUCUGUUUUUGUCUCUUUUCUCUCUUCCACAAUGUUAAUUAACUGUUGUCAGAUUAACCAGACUUGAUAUGACUGCUGUUAAGUUGUAUCAAUAGUAACAGUGUGCUGACAAUAACUCACCCUUGAUAUAGAGAUUUGAUCAAUCAGAACCAAGUACUUCACACAGCUCUGUAAGAGAAAAGAUUGAGGCAUUACUUCAGUUUUGUUGUUUAUUUUAUUACAUUAAUCAUGGCAAAAAAAUGGCUCCAUAAAAAAUUUGCGCAGAUAAAUAGAAGUCUGACUUCAUAUGUCAUUUAUCAUAUGAAGUGUGUCCUUUUUAAAUAUUAAACGAAUGACAUAAUCUGGUGGUCGUACCCAUAAAAGUGUUGAUGUUAAAUUUUUCUAUCAUUUUGAAAACGACCAGGAGAGUCGAACUGUAACGUAAUGUGAUGAGUGUUGUUAAAUUGACUUUUAAAUCACUGCUGGUUCUCUCAAACCAUCUCUGUUUUCCAGGGUGGGUCGUUUGGAUGCCAGCAGUCGUCAGGACAUUGUCCUCAGUGGCCACUUCAUCAAAGAUGAGCACUGCACCUUUACCAGCUCCUCUGGUCCAACUGGAGAGAGUGGGUGUUGUCUUUAAUUUUCUGAUUGGUUGUUAUUGCAUACGUCUGAGUUUAUUAUUGGCAGACAGUACAUUAAGCUUCGAGCUGAAUUUUUGUUGCAGCAGUUGUCCUGGAGCCAUGUGAAGGAGCAGAGACUUAUGUGAAUGGAAAGAGAGUGACAGAGCCCUUGGUCCUCAAAUCAGGUCUGUACACCCCCUCUGUGAAUUUCAUCUUUCUUUUCAUUUUUCACAACUUUUGGCUUCAACAAUUUUUUGCCUUGACUUCUUGAAUGAUAGUUAACCUUUAGUUAGGGUGAGAUAUACUGUAAAAAUCCCUAUUCUGCCCCAACAGUAGAUCAAGGUGCAUUGUAGGUUUGAUUUUGAGUACAAUGGGUUCAUUGUGGGACAGGUUUUCCUGACCUUUGUUGGAGAAACACUUUUUGAUUUGCCUCAUAUACCAAGGCACAAUGUUUUUCAGCUUUUCUGUAUAUCCUUUCUGAAGUCUGACCUAUCUCAGUGAAUCGGUUUUCACUUUACUCCCUUCAGUUUUGCCCUCAAGUCCAUUUGGACCCAAGGGCGAACUGAUUAGAUUGUAUUAGUCAGAAGUCAAAGGUUAAGGCACACUGACCUCUCAUUUGUCUAAUUCUUAACUGUCCGUUUUCUCAGAAAUGCCAGGUUUUUCACUGCGUCGCAUUGAUAGAUAACUUCCCCUGCCUUAGAGAUCUGACAGAUUCUCUUUUGCUGUAUUGUUCCUUUCUUUCCCUGCACAAAGGAAACCGCAUUAUCCUUGGAAAGAGCCAUGUGUUCAGGUUCAACCACCCAGUGCAGGCAAGAGCAGAGAGGGAGAGGACCCCAUGUGCUGAAACCCCCUCUGAGCCCGUCGACUGGGCCUUCGCUCAACGGGAGCUGCUGGACAAACAGGGCAUUGACAUGAAACAAGAAAUGGAGCAGAGGUACUUUAUGAUAAUGUGAACUAAAUUAAUGUUGGUACUUUAAAAACAUUACACCAAGUGCUUUGAUAAACCAAGAAAAAAGUAGGGUAUUAAGAAAGCCAAAACAAAAGAAAGUCAACAAAUAUGCUAAAAGCUAGAUGGCCAUCUCCUGAAAACAGUGUAGAGGAGACAGAAGGACAGUGAAGGAUGAGGUAAAAGAAUAAAAUAAUUUAUAAGAUAACAUCCGAUGGACGGAAGUAUGUUUCAAAAACUGGAGUUAGGAAAGUCUUAAAAAGAGUCGUCUUUUUCUGACUAAUCUCUCUGAACAGGUCAACUCAAACCUUAAGCCUGCGUGUCACCUUUAGAUUUAAGCCUCGCCUCUGGUACAGUCACAAGAGCCCCAACGACAGAGCUGGGGCGCUCUGCAGCACUGGGCUGUGCCCUGACAUGAGCAGUAAAUUCCAAAUAUAAAUCAGUUCUUUAUUCAUAUGGAAGCAAUGGGAUUCAGGUGAUGUGGUAUUAUGUGUCUGUCUCGUGCAUAGGCGGAGUCUCAAUGAUGUCACUCAUGGUUAAAAAAAAACUAAAAAAAAACUUACUUUGCUACUGGAAACUGGAAAAAAAGCUGGAGUUGAUUAUUUUCUACUUGGUAAAUGGCUGCAACUCACCCACCUGCCAGUCAAAUCAGCUGAAUGUCAAACAUAAUUCUUGGCAUGACUUAUACAUAACUUUUGGCCUGAAUGAAUCAAAACAGGUGAGUUACAAAAAAUGGCAAAAAAAAAAAAAAAAAAUACAGUUGUCAGGAUAAGAAGACAAGAGAAUAGGGACCACAGCCAUUUUCCCUGAUUUUUUAAGCAAACCUCAAGUGGACACUCAAGGAACUGCAUUUUUCACACUUCCAUAUUUGCCAUAAUUUUGUUUCUUGGUAAAACCCUCUGAGAAACUGAGUGAAAAUGAGCCACCCAUUUUUGCCUUAUCAAGAAAUGUUGAGGAGGAAUCCGAUUUGGACUCACUCCUUUUUACUGAAGAUUCGGAGGCUAAAAAGGAAACAAGAGUUACAUACUUUUUAUUCAAGUUGUGAUGGAUGCCACAUGAUUUGGGUCUAUAACAAAGAGCAGCAAAAUCUGUGACACACUGCUCCAGAAACUUGUUGCUGAAACCAAAGUGAAUGAAUCACCUGCCUGUGUGCAUGUCCUCAGGCUGCAGGAGUUGGAGGACCAGUACCGCAAAGAAAGAGAGGAAGCCAACAAUCUUCUGGAGCAGCAAAGACUGGUACAGCAAUAAGCAGCUUUGUUUUGAUGGUCCCAUCAGUUUACCAUUGACUGCAUGAUAAGAAUGUAUAUCUAGAUUUUCUUUAAGUAUUUGCAUGUAUUUUACCUGAUGUACUGUAUAUGUGUUAAAUUUACUUGAUUGAGUAUCAAAACUAUGGAAGUACCACGACACCAUCUUUCUGUGUCUUUUUGGUUCUUUCGAUACUGUAUGUAAAUGUACAGACUGUUAACUCUCUGAUAUCUGUUCUUAAAACACCACUCUUUAAGUUAAUAUGCCAUGAGCAUGUUUGUUGACAUAAUGUUGACUUGAAUGAAUUGAAUAAUUGUCCAGGAUUAUGAGAGUAAGCUGGAAGCUCUACAGAAGCAAGUGGAUCGUUACUACCCCGAGGCCACUGAAGAAGAGGAAGAGCCGGAAGAGGAAGGUAGUGCAAAUAGACUGACACAUAUAUCACACAUAUAUGGUAUGAUUCUAAAGAGAUAUUCCAAAAACGCUGAGUAAUAUCCUUUUUUAAUGACAGUUCAAUGGACAGAGAGGGAGAGAGAGCUGGCUGUGUGGAGCUUUCGAAAGUGGCGGUGCUACCAGUUCACCUCUCUGCGUGACCUGUUGUGGGGAAACGCCAUCUUCCUCAAGGAGGCAAACGCCAUCAGUGUUGAGCUGAAGAAGAAGGUCCAGCGUGUUAUCCUUUAUUACUGUCCUUGUUAUAUUAUAUUAUUAUUACUAUUUAUUAGAGUCCUUUACAUCUGCUGGUUGAAUAUUUAUCCAACUAUAAUGAUGCUUUUUAUGUCUCUUCAGGUUCAGUUCCAGUUCACCUUGCUCACAGACACCCUGUACUCCCCUCUGCCUCCUGACCUGCUGCCACCAGAGGCCACUAAGAACAGAGAUAUACGGCAUUUCCCACGCACCAUUGUGGCUGUGGAGGUGCAGGAUCAGAAAAAUGGAGCCACUCACUACUGGACUUUAGAAAAACUAAGGUAUGAUGUAUACAUGCAACAUAGUCUGAGGAUGUUUAUAUCUAAUAAUGUUUUCUGUGUAUAAGUGCUUUGUAUAAAUCAUAUUAAAGCUGGCAAGUUAGAAAAAUGGAUAUAGGGGAUAUCAAAGAGUAGAAAAAAGAGACCACGAAAUAGAACAAAUAGAAUUAAUGAAGUAAGUCUAAGUCUGGAAAAAAGGAUAUUUUGCAAAAUCUAGAUAACCCUUCAAAUAAGAAGAACGUGAUUUGCAGAUCUGACCGAUGAGGGUUAAUAAAUUGGAUUCGUACCACAGUGUCUUUUUUAGGCAUAUCAUUACAAGAAGUGCAGUGUUUAAAGUCAGAGCAGAAUGACUCAAUCAUUGCAUCUUCUUGCAGGCAGAGACUCGAUCUCAUGAGAGACAUGUAUGAUCGUGCUGCUGAUGUGCCCAACAACACCUCUGAAGACUGUGAAAAUGUGAUGACUGGAGGAGACCCCUUUUAUGACAGAUUCCCCUGGUUCCGUCUGGUUGGCAGGUAAAUGCUGAAGCCCCAUUUCUCUGGUGUAUACAGCACAUAGACACUCAGGGAAGACAUUCAUACUGGACUCAAAUAGAGGUCAAUAGCAGCCAGACAACAGAUGUCCACUGUGCUUUUCUAUUCAAGGUAAUGGGAGACUGUAAAUGUCACAUGCUGUGCAUAAAAAGUAAGGACGAAAACCAGCAUGAACUAAUCAGCCUUCAUCCUUAUUGCAGGGUUUCUGUAAUUAUAUGCUGUAGUCUGUGCUGUGUCGACUUCAAACUAUCAUUAAAUCUCUCCACAGCAACUAAAUCAGGGACAGGUAUCAGAAGGAUUUCAUCCUUCCAGAUAAUGCCAAUUAAUUCUGAUUAGUUUUACCAUAUUGGUAGUAAUUGGUACUCUUGUUCUUUCUAUCAUAUCAUCAUUUAGAGAAAAAAAUAAAGACAUGAAAAUUCAUUGAAAAGUAUAGCAUUUUUGAUUGGAGCUUCUCUAGUCACAAAACUGGACAAUCACCAUGAUUUAGUGGUCAGAAAAAAAGACCACUUCCUUAAAAAUAGAUCAAACUACUAAGGCUGGAUCUGGACUGGAUUAAUAUUAUCAGAGAACCUCUGUAUGUCCAGAAGUAAGAAAGAUUAUUUGCUGCACCGGAACUUCCCUUUAACAAAUUACAAAUCCAUACAGGUCCAUUUGCUCAGGAUUAAAAACACAGACGUCUUCUGCAACCGUUACACGUUAUCAGAGGUCCCCAGGUAAUACUAAUCCUGAACCAAAAAGGCUUAACUAUCCACAGAAACAUUUAUGUGAGCCAUGUGUUUAACCUGCAGUUUAGUGUGGCUCAUCCCAUCUGCAACAUUUAGCCAACAGGAAUGAGAGAACACAGUGGUCAUAAUGCUUAUAAGAGCAUUAACAUAUCACCGUGCAGUCAGACGCUUGGCAUUGAUUCAUUGCUUUAUGAAAUGUUGAACUGAAGUUUUAUCGUUGUUGCUGUUGCCACACUUAUCAGGUGAAACUCUUUUUUUACACGAAUUGUACUGGUGUUAAAUUUGAUAAAGUAUUCUAAAACUGAAGCUAGUGACUUCAUCAUUACGUGGGGUCAUAUGCCAUCUUUAAGGGAAGAAUGACAUGAAAUUUUGAAAUACAGUUGGUGAGGGUAAAGAAACAACAACAGCACUUUUUUACAGCGUGGCCAUCUGUACUUUCUGCCCUGACCAAUUUUACAGGUACCAAAAAAUACCAGUUCUUGAAUCCCCUCUUCUUCUUUCUUUGCAUGAAGGACUUCAAAUGUUCAGUGCCGUACCUUUUAACCCUUAAUGCUGUCAAUAUCCAACAAAUGUUGUGUGCUUUGCAGGUGAUUGAAGCUGGAAACAUGUUUUUCUCCAAACUAUGGUCUUACAGGUUUGAUACAGAGAGGAUUUGACAACCAAUUGUUGAUGCUGGGCCUGUCUCUCUUUAAAUGGGAAAAAUCGUCUUUGAAACAUUUCAGAUUGAUGUUUCUUCAGCCCUCCCACUCAAAGCCUGCUGUUUCCUUCUCUCCUACAUUGGCACACAGCCUCUCAGUCUCUCUGCCAAACUCUCUCCAUGUCUCCCUCCCUGUCAUUUUCUCCAUCUCUUGCAGACGGGUAGCACACACACAGUCACAUGGCUCUCUUACGUAACAUUCAGCAUAUCGAGCUUUUAAUGUCAUUAAGCCCCUGCAAGACAAGCAGAAAUGAUCAUGCAGUAAUCUGCAAAAUGUCUCCCUGAAAUAUGUUGUUUAUCAGCUCAUUUUGACCCCCUAUUUAUAAACUCUGAAGGCACCACAGGAUAACAGUUUGAGGCCAAUUGCAGCUCACAUAAUAAAAAUUAGUUCCCUAGAUAAAUAAUGUAUCAGCGGUAAGCUGAAGCUGGAUUUGCAGGUCUUUUUUAGAAGUGUCUUUUCAUCCAAACCAGCAAACACAAGUAAUAACAUCCUCAGUGUUAAAUUAGGGUCUUAAACAUAAACACCAGCAGUAAUAAUGUUUGUUGACAGUAAGAUGCUACUGUUCAUGGUUGAUUUCAGGAUUAUUUUUUAUCCUGAUAAAACAAAAAUAGACUUGGAAUAUUUAACUUGAUAUGCCACAAUUAUAAAAAUAUUUAAAUUUUUUCCAUUUUGAAUUAACAAUGACAAAAACUAGUUAGUGUAUCAUACUCAUCACAAUGCAAUAUCUAAAAAAGGUAGGAACAAUAUCCUAUAUAUUAUCAAGCAUGUUUCCCAUAUGCAGUGUAGUUGGAAAGUUUGCAUAAAAUGAAAAGUAAAAGUUUUUAAAAAAGGCAUGAAAUAAUACAGAAAACUAUAUAUUUAAAAAUGCUUUAACAGAACCAGUAAAAUGAAAUAUGAAAUAUAGCUGCAAAUGAAAUCAGAACAAUGCUGCUGCGGAGGUAUACUUAAUAAAUAAAGACACAUUAGGAAACCAAAAUGCCUUUAAUCUGAAGAGUUUCACACAGAAAUAUCUUUUCAAUGCCUAAUUAUGUUUUAUUUAAGUAUUUUUGUCAAGAGGAAAUGAUCUAAGAUUUAAACAUCUGAUCCUGCUGUUGAUCUUGUUUACUCAUGAUGAAAAGCAAACAGUGUGUCUGAUAACAACCCUGAACACUACAGCUCUGUUUGAGUUAAGAGAUCACUCCAAAUGUUUCCUUAAACUCAACCUCUACAUGCAUUCAACUCCAGUGUCAGGUGAAUUAAACAAACUUUACUUUAUUUUAUUAUGUACUGAUUUAGUGAACAUGUGACAAGUCAUCAGAAAAUGCCAAGUAGCUUGAACUUUUUCGCUGUGAGUGGUAAAACAUCACCUGACUGCAGCUUGAGAAACUAAUGAGAAGUACACCAUAGGAUACAGCUGAAAUUACAGAUCAGGGUUGCUUGCGAGCAAUUUUUGUUCUUUUUUUGCUUAAUUCUUUGCAUGGUUUGAAAAAUUCUGUAUCUCUUUGUUAUAGUGUAACUCUCUGCAAAUAGACCUGAAUGAGACUGUUAUACGAGGCAGUCAGGAAAAGUAAGGAAUAUACCUUACAAUUAAAUGAGAGUGUCUGUUGUAUGCAAACACAAACCUGUGAAUGAACUAGAGAAAAUAUGUUUUUGCAGUGGUUUCUUAGUUUUUCCAGAGCUGUAUAUUGGGGCAGGUGUUGUGAACAGCAGUAAGAAACUGACCUACUGCCAGGUUAGCCUGAAGUAAAACAUGAUUUUCUCCAAAACAGCCAAUCAAAUUCAUUCAAUGAGUCCACUUAACCAUACAUUUUCAUUUCUACAAAUAAGAACAUAAACAGGAGACUGCGAAUAGUUCUCAUCAUGUUAAAUAAAGUUCUUCAACCACUUUGAAGGUCAGGAAAAAAAUUGCUCAUUUUAGUCUCAACAUCAACCUUUAUCUUGCCUAACAAUCCACUGUCUGUCAUCUGUGUCUCUUCUGUAAGUCUGCUGUCCACCAAACAUCGGACAGCAGACAUGUGAAGUAGAUACGAACGGAAGACUCUGUUCAAAGUUAAGCAGGUUUUCUCUUGAGGUCCAAUCUUUACAGCUCUCCACCAGCCUCCUUGUUCAAACAACUGUGUGCUUUCUGUCUAUCUGUACUAACCUAGUUCCCAUGUCUCUGGCUGCACCAGAAACCCCCUUUUCAACACAUGCAUGAGCGAGCGCAUGAGUGACCCCACCCCGUCCUCGUCCCUCUCCAACUCUGAAAUUACUGAGCUGGUCGACUCGCAGCGUGAGGGGCGAGGGGAGUUGGAGGAGUUGGAGGAGUUGGAGGACCUGGACGAUGAUAUCUUUUUGGACGACCCGUGCUUGGAGCUCGGGGGAGAUGAUGAUGAGGAUGAUGUUGAUGAUGAUGAUGAUGAUGAUGAUGAGAGGGAGCUCUGCCGAGGCUCCAGUGAAGGCCAGGAUCCCUUUUACGACCGCACACCUAUAUUCAGUGUAGUGGGAAGGUUGGUGAGGUUUCAGGGAGCAUGCUGGUGGAGGAAACUAGCUCUUUCACGCUGAGAUGCAGGGUCUGUUUCCCUCGGCAAACAUCAGCACAGAUGAAAACACAAUCACGAUACAGUCAAAGAAGUCUUCUCUCACUAAGUCCUCUGUGGUUGACUGGGUGUGCAUGUCCACAUGGAAAAAGCCAAACUGAAAACAGUUGCAGAAUAUCUUUUGCUCUUAUAUGUGGUACACAGCAGUGUUUUUUGUUUUUGGUUGCUUUUAUUUACACAUUUGUUUUGGUACUUUUAAACAUUAGUUACAUCAAAAAUAUGAAGUUAGGGGAUUAUAGUAGGAGUGUGGCAGUGGAGAUUUGAAAAAACAAACCAACCUUUACCUUUUUAAUGAUUACAAUGUCAGUCAAUCAUCUUCCUUGAGUAAAACUCUUGUUGAUUAAAUUUCAGCUUUAUUUUGACAUAAUUUCAGGUCUUGAUGUUUUUUUUUUAUAAUCCUGAGUGACAAAUGCACAUGAUCAAACUAGGUACACAAAAAGUACAACAUUUCGUGACCAGUAGGCUCCUACCCAUUUUCAAACUCACUGACAACUAAACAAAAAAGAAAGCUAUAGAUAAAAGUGUUAAAUUAGGGCAGAACUUCUUUUAUAAAACAAAAAUUCAGGAAAAUAUUGGUCUUUUGAAUCAUCAGAGCCGAUUUUUAAAAGCAUUUGUUAACUUGUCUCACACAAUUGUGAAGGUAUCUUGUUUAUUCCAACUCAGGGGUUCCUAUCAUCCCCGAAAUAUCACCCAGAAAUUGACAUUACAGCAACACAAAAGAACACAACAGCUAAGCAACCAAAACAGUAUUUUUAAGGAUUUUAAACAAAUGCUAGAUCAGAAUUCAUCUUGUGCAUUAUUGUUUAGACAAACAAUAUUUAGUAUGCUUUUCUUCAGGUAUGUCAGUGUGCAUCACGGUUGCUAAAGCCUUGGAUGCAGAUUUUAGCCAGUCUGCAGAAAAUUAGCUUACCUAAGUGCUUAUGUUGCUGUGUUUUCCUUUGCUGCUGCUGAUGCUUUUGUUUCUGUGUGAUCACCUCCAGGUUUUGGGGGCAACAAAGAAAAGUAGAAAACCAAUGACACAUUUAGUUUGCAAAGUUUAAUCUAAGAGCUGAAUUCUGUUUUUGUACUUUUUUUAAAAAUACUAGACAAAAUACACCAUGAUGGACGUCCCCUCCUCCUACUUUAAUAUGAAAGUGAUGCCAAAAUGUUCCCCAGACUUCUUGCGCUUGUGCUCUUGCUCAGUAAAGUCAGAGCCUGUGCAGCAGGUCUGUAUGCUGGAGAAGCCAUUGCAUAGACUUCCUAAUUAAGAUGCUCAUUCACUACACAUAAAGAUCACACAGGCCGGCACAGUCCACAGUGUUAGAGCUUACUGAGUCAUGGAAAGUUCAGUGAUGGUUGGAUUUUAUCAUGCCAAUUUUCUUCUCUGUUUUUCUGUUGCACUCUGCAUUGGAGGAGUUGCAUUUGUCAGCAGGAUGGUCAAUCAUGGAGUUACACCCCUUUAUAAUUUGAAUUUAUUCAGAGCUAACCAGUCAAGGAUAUGAACAGCAUGAUCCGAACUAGCUAUAAUUAAAUCAUGUUUGAACAAAAAAAUGUUCACGUGAAGUGUGACCCAUGUCUCUUCAUCUACUAACAUGGAGAAGAGCUUUAAGACCUGUACAGCAGCCAUUUAGUCCGAUAGCUCUAGACAUUGAGCUUUACCUGAGAGGGGUUUUGUUUGCUGAGCUUUUUUCCCUUGUUUAUUCCUCAAAAUAUCCUGAGAUUAUGCAGAUGGUGGGAAAAAAAAUUACAUUCCUCUUUAAUCACCUCCCGUUUGAGCAGUAGUUCAAGUCAUGUAGCCAUAAAGUCUCUAUUCCCUGCCUCAGUUUUCUCUGUCUCUGUGUCUCAUGAUAGUGAAAGACGCAUGUUUUCAAAUGUCAAACCACUACACAUAUUUAUUUUCAAACCUGACACUGAGUUGACUCUGGAGUAGACAUUUCUGGGCCCCAGGGUUAAUCCUUUGCUUUCUAGCUUAAAUCUCAUCAGCUCUGAUUAUUGCUGAUUUUUUCUUUUUUCUUUUGCUUCACUAACUUAAACUAAGCGCUUCUACUGCUUAUUACAACCUUACAUAAAAGGGCUUUUUUAUCAGCCCAGGGUGGUUCAGUUCAUAUCACUUGUUUCCAUGGAAAUCCAAGCAAAGUUGAUGCUCAACGGCUGCUUGAGGUGUGUGUCUCACUUUUGUGUGGCUAAAUGCAAACUAACGGCUUUAAAAGACAAUCAUUCACCAGCGAAAGCACUGACAUGUCUCAUGGAGUUUAUUCAGGUCUUAUUUGCAUAACACAACAGAAAGUGUUGCCACGCUGUGAAACCUUAAAAAGCACGAAAGAGUUUGAUGAAAAUUGCUCUUAUGAAACAGCAAAGUGGUGUUGAAGGAAGACUCCAAAUCUCAAGAUGAAAGAGCUGGUUUCUACUGCAGCUGUCUCUUUUAGGCAUGCCAGAGCACAACUUGUUUUAUUUUGACCUUUUUUUCUUUUGUCAAUUUUGACUUGAAUACGUCUGAUGAUGAACUCGUGCCCCCUCCUUUGCACAAUCGAUCACUUCCUUCCAGGAGGUGCACUUUGAUUUCAGAUGUCAUUCGUUGUUUUUUGUGUAGCAUCAAAUCUAUGGAGCUGUUGGCAGUUUUUUUUUUUCCUUCCAGCUGGGCCUUGUUACUUUUGAUGAUUUCUGUUGCAUUUGCUUUGGAUUCCUUUGAGUCGAGACGUUUUAAAAGCAUUUUUCAUUCAAGUUGUUUUGUCCUGAGCAUGCCUUAUUUGCACCUCACCAAUCUUGUCAUUUGCCUUUAUUUUUAACACUCCACCCUUAAAUGUCUACCCCGAUUGGCUCAUGGGAAACGUGGUCCCUAGUUGCUGCGGUGAUGCAGCUAGAAAAGCAAGAAGGGAAAGAUAUCUAGUGCAGUUUUUCCCACAUAAAUACUGUACUAAGUUUAUCAUUGGCAUUACCCUUCAAGUAUUUGAAACUGAAAGCAAAAGUGCCCUAAGUUCAUGUCCUGGCUCCUUGGAUUUGGUCUGUAAUGUGGUGUUUUCAUAUCGUGGCACUUCUAUGAUGAAUUUGUUGAUGCAGAUGAUAAUAAUCUUUUAAUUUUACAGAAGCUUUGAUUUAAGAAUCAGACGUAUUGCUCCUAAAGAAACAUCAACCACCCAGCUUAGAAGCUCAUUGGUUGCUAGUAUUGAAAAUAACUUCCCAACAUUGACCCUUACACACAUGCUCCUCAGCCUCACCAAGCUCUCAUCAAUGCAAUCCUAAAUUGAAGGAAUUCUGCAUGCAACCCAUAGCUGUCUUGAAGUUUUUAUGAUUUACUGAUGGUCAGGAAAAGCCCCUACAGAGCGAUAGUAAAGGGCAGCCAUGGCCAUCGCAAGAGCAGUCCCAGCUUCUGUUUGGUUGCUUUGCAGCUCUGUGUUCUGUUGUCCAGUCACCGUCCAGUCCAGUUUUAUCAAGUCUUGGCCAUCUCCUUGACUUUUGUACCGUAUCUGAUUUUUCUUCUUUCUCUUUCUCCUCCCCUGCCCCCUUUUUAGGGCUUUUGUUUAUCUCAGUAACCUGCUGUACCCUGUUCCUCUUGUCCACCGCGUUGCUAUUGUCAGUGAGAAAGGAGAAGUGAAGGGCUUCCUCAGAGUGGCAGUGCAGGCCAUAUCAGGUAAGGCUCUGACCCUCACUCCUGUGCAGACAAAGGGCAUGCAGGGAUUUGAAAGGGCAGGCUGUGUGUGACUUCUUGAGGGAGUGAAGUGAAGGUGCUCUGUGUUUCCCUCCAGCUGAUGAGGAAGCUCCCGACUAUGGCUCCGGAGUGAGGCAGUCCGGUACUGCCAAGAUCUCAUUUGAGGAUCAGCAAUAUGAAAAGGUAAAGAUAAUCACAAAACAAACAGGGAUAUCUUUUUUUUUUCUUCCCUGUUGACAAGUUUGUGUUGCAUCUUUCCUCUGUAGUUCCAGUCAGAGACCUGCUCUGUAGGCCUGUCCCGUACAGGGGUCUCCCAGGAGGAGCUCCGAAUUGUGGAGGGUGAGGGACAGAACGCAGAAAUGGGACCAUCAGCUGAUGAGGUCAACAACAACACAUGUGCGGGUAAUUUUUUCUUAUGUGUGAAUGGAUGAUUGUGUGUUCAGGUAAAGUGUGCGUAUGUGUUUGGAGUUUUAACAGUGCUUUAACACAAGAAACGCCAAGGAGGUAUUUUUUACCCCCUGCUGUUGUUCAAAUGCUUGUAUUUCUUUUAAAAUGAAAGCCCUACAUCUUUAAGUCCAUGAAUUUUCCUAAAAUGCAUUUAUAAAUCAUUCAGUGAUUUUGGUGAGCAUGUGAUAAAAAUUCAAAUAAAAUUGACCGUUUUUAUGUAGAACUGUCAAGGGGGGUCAUUUUGACCCAUAGCUCCAAUAGCGUCAGUCAUGCUACAAUAUAAUUUCUAGAAUGUGUCAGGUGACUUAUUCUCAUCUAUUUUUAAAGUAAUAAUGGAGACUCUGCAAAAUAAGUGUUUAAAAUACAUGUUUUUUUGUGCAUGAAGUGCCCACGUGCAGUUUGUGGACAGUGCACAAUCAAGUGCUCAAGUGGAAAACCAUAGUCUGAGGCAGGGAGAGCAGCAGCAAAGACUCCCAGGGUACAGAGCAGGCAUCAGUGAGGAUGACACAUGUAAAAUUAGACAGAGCGUCAAAAGGAGGAAGAGUAAAAAGGAAACACAGGCCGGCUGAAGCAGUUUAACUUGAGCUCCCAUUGGGACUUUUGCCAAUUUGAUGGAUUGAAGAUGAUUGAGCUGUGAGCUCAUAUGGGCUGGUGUUGAGGUCAGCGGAUGUGCUGUGGGCUGAGCUUGAGUUCGUUGACAGGUUUUUUUUUAACAUUAUUUUUGUUUCAUUUAUUCUCAUUUUGGUUUUGUUAAGCCCAUUUUGUAUUCUAUCUCUCUAUAUAUAUGAUUGAAAACUCAAUAAAACCAUCUAUAGCUCAUUUUUUUCUUUUUAUGAAUGUUGAAGUUUAAGUCAAACUGGCUGCAGAGGAUCUAAGAGACUAGAAGGCUUAAGAAAAACAUAAUUGGUCACAUAGGCUGCUCCCCAACCCGUUGACAGUCUUGUACACAAGUAAAAGAUCAUGAUGAUCAUAAGCAGAUAUUUAGCCCAAGUCCGUGCCUCUUAUCCCAGCAGAACCUGAUCCACAAAUGGGUCAUGAUGCCAGAAACCACAGAAUGCACAGGAAAUAAGCAAAACCUUGACUUGAUCUGAUUUUAUUUUUACACCGUUCACAGCUGGUGCAGAUGAGCCAGAGAAUCCUCUGAAGGCUGUUCUGGAUGGUGCAUCUGAAGCUGCUCUGGAGCAUCUGAAGAUCGGAAAUGUUUUCACCUUCAGAGUGACUGUCCUCCAGGCGUCCAGCAUCUCUGCAGAAUAUGCAGACAUCUUCUGCCAGUUCAAGUGAGCUAAUUUUUCAGAACAAUGUGCGCUGAAUUAUGGCCCUUUUACAAUUCAACAUGCUAAUAUUUUAUAAUUUGGUUUGAUUCCAGUUUCAUCCAUCGGCAUGAUGAGGCCUUCUCCACUGAGCCUCUAAAAAACACAGGCAGGGGUCCUCCUCUUGGCUUCUACCAUGUGCAGAAUGUAAGAAGUAUCAGAUGAGCGCACAUAUAGAUAAAUUAAGGCAUGUUUAAGCUAACUAACUUAUUUCACUGACACUGUUUUGUUUAUAUAGAUUGCUGUGGAAGUUACAAAAUCCUUUGUGGACUACAUUAAGACUCAGCCCAUAGUGUUUGAGGUGUUUGGACACUAUCAGAGGCAGCCCUUCCUUCCACUUUGCAAAGAUGUCCUCAGGUACCUCGCUAUGAAACCUUUUGAUCAAGACAAUUUUAUGCACCGAAGCAAUAAUUUAUAAAGUUUUGUUAAACGCUCCCCCCCCCCCCCCCACUAACAGCCCACUUCGCCCCUGCAGAAGACAGUUCCCAAGAGUGAUGCCUCUAUCCAAACCAGGUAACACACUGUUUGAUUGAUUUCUGCCAAUUUGUUUAUGUUUUUUGUCUGUGUCAAAAACUGGACUUGUCUGCGAGUCACGUCAUCUCAGCUUCAUGUUGUUGGGUGUGAGCAGUUGACUCUGACGCCUCGCCGGAGCGGGAGAAAUCUCUGGAGCUGAUCCGAUACCUGGUCCCAGACGUGUUCAAUGGAGCAUUGGUGGACUCGUUGUCAGACCACGCUCUGUCUGCUGCUGGCUUGGCUGCUUCCUUUCUACUGGAAGUAAACGAGCGAGCUCAGCUGACAGCUCCGCCCACCUCUAUCUGUUCAGUUAUUAAAGCUCAGAAGCCGGGUUGGUUAUUGGUGUCAGAUCCAACAGAAUCCUGUGACUAAAAGCCUUUUUAUAUCAAGUGUUUAUCUUGAUACGCCUUCAGAAAAAUAUUGUAAAUGUCUUUUAAGUGGAAAUUCAAAUAAGCAGGAAUUUUCUUUUAUUAAAUGAGGCUUUUGAGGUCCUUCAAUCUGUUGUUCUGCAGAUGGAUAAAGUGACCCUAAAACGAGAGCAGUAUCUCUGCUUUAGUUAUUUUUUAAGAAACUGACCAUCAACUUUUGAACCAAGCGUAACAAACUGAUAUAAAAUGGAGUUUCUUGGUGUCAGGAUUCAGUUGGAUUGGCCCUCUGGUGUAGUGUGUGUUUUCUUUUGACCUGCGUGGUGGAUUAUCCUUUUAGUUCCCUCUUUGAGCUCUUUUGGAAUGGGAUUACAGAGGAUUUAUAUGCUAACUUUAAUGUGCAUUUAUAACUAUUAUGGAUAUGAAAAUACUUAGACGAUCCCCAGUGGUAAAAAUUGAAGAAAAAGAGCAACAAAAAAGGAAGAAAUAAACAAAAAAUGAACUAAAAUAAGAAGUAAGACUGAAUAAGAUGGCACUUGAAAUUUAAAAUGAAUCAUGUUUGAAACAAUGCUUACUAUGCAUAAAUAUAAACACGCAGGGCUGUACAAACAUCAAAUAUAAUAUGACUCCUACUUUUGAAUUAAAAGCUGGGGUGCCUUAAACUUGUAUUUUCUCCUUAGACCAGUAGAGGGAGACUCUGAAUCAGUGUGAGACUUUGUCAUGCCAGCUCUUAUUUUUUCAGUUUCUUUAAAGUAAAUAAGUGGAGUCAUAUAGCUUUGGAUUCCUGCAAAAAUUACACUGUCCUUCAGUUUCUGCAUCCGUGUGUUGAUCGCAUUGCAAGUUCCCAUCCCCUGCCAUGUUUAGAGGUCUUGCCAUUGACUGUCUAUUUAAUUUUAGCACAAUUCUCACUUGAUAUAUUUUUCAGGAGACUUUCUCCCCUGUUAGUUAUCAACCUCAGACCUGUUCCAUAGAGCAUGAUGCUUAUUUGGAAAAUGUAGUCCCAUAACUGUAUACUUGAUAGUACAUCCCAUUUAAAAAUAAUAUCUGCAGCUGAGAAGCACCUACCUGUAGAGCCUGUCCACUUGAAUAGAGGCAACAAUACACAUCCACCUUGUCGUGAGAUGUUAACAUGUGGCCGAUCUGAAACCUUAAAUGUUCACAAUUGAAGUCCAUACUAAGAUCUUCAAAUAACUACAAAAUGUAGGACUUUGUGUGUUGAAACUGUCAUUCAUAAACCAAAUACCAACACCCUUAUGGCCCCAGACUCAACCAAAUUGAAUUGAGCUGUUGGCCUUGUUAUCACUUUUCAUGAACUCUCUUAUUUACUCUGAACUCUUUUUUGCAGAGUACUAUAAAUGAACAAGGUGUACUAACCCUGCUCAGACCAGAUUAAAAACGGUUAUGACCAACAGUCUUAGUGGCAUUAAAGAAGAUUACUGCUCAAGAUGCACAUUUAUGUCCUUAUGCACAGAUUCUCCAAUCUCUCACGUUAUAGAAGAAUUAAAUAGCAUAACAUUUCUGGAUUAAAAUUAUCUGAGUGCUCCUUUUGGGAGAGACUUCUGAGUAGCUCACAAUUCUGCUGAAAGAAAGGAGCUCUGAAGUGGUUCCUUUCUUUCCCCUGCAUCACUGAUUUCCUGUCUUUAGCCCUUUCUCUUUCCUGUGUAGGUUAGAGCUGCUCCCUGCUGUUAGAGACUAGUCUUCCUCCUCCAGUCUCUUUUCUGUCUGACUUACUCUGUGUCCUUUUUCUGCACAGUACCUGCCACCAAGCUGACAGCUAUGACCCGCCCGCAGGCUGGACCAUGCCACUGCAAAUACGAUCUCAUGGUGUUCUUUGAGAUCUGUGAGCUGGAGGCCAACGGAGAGUGAGUAUCCUGGGUCACUCCCUGUUUAACAUCCAGAGACGAUUUGGCAGAUAUAUCAGUCAGAAAAAAAUGUUGAGGAUACAAUGAUUACUUGUAAAAAAUCUGUACCUGUGUCUUUACAGCUACAUCCCUGCAGUGGUUGACCACAGAGGAGGAAUGCCAUGCCAUGGCACAUUUUUAUUGCACCAGGUUUGUCAUCCACACUCUUAGCAGGGGGGGUGGGGGUUAUUAAAAUCAAAGCUAUUUACAAAAGGCAGAGUGUUUAAGAAAUGAGAAAUAAGCUCAGUAAAAGUAUAAAGAGUAGGAAGAGUACACAAAAACCAGUUAGUAGAGUAGGAUAUUUCACAGAGUAUUGUACAGUCUAACAAAGUAUUGCACAGUUAAACAUAAUAUUGCAUAGUGUAGCUCCAUAAACAACGUUAUCAGUAUUUCAUUUUUUCAUUUUUUUUUACCAUUUUACAAAGUUUACCAAGUUUUACCAUUUUACAAAAAAGAUUGCACAGUUGAAUGUAAUUAUUUUAGUGGAGAUGUUUACGGCUACUACAUGAAAAUAAGUCUAGGGACAGUCUGAGUGUGUGACACUCAGAGGGAGGAGUUAUGAAGUUUGAUGGUCUCAGGUAAGAAUGACUUCCUGUGACACUGUGGAGUAUUUAGGCAGAGUGAGUCGACUACUUAACAUACUCCUGUGUUUAACUAGCACAUUAUGGAGUUGGUGGUGGAUGUUGUCCAAGAUUACAUGUAGCUUUGACCACAUCCUCCUCUCUGUCACCACCAUCAGAAAGUCCGGCUCUAUCCCCACAAUGACUUUCUGAAAAGAUUAAACAUGGGAACGAUAUCAUCUACAUCAGCUGAUUUAUUGGUUAUAUGACCAACGAUUCGGAGGGAUAAAGUUUUAAAUAUAUGAAAAAUGGUUAUCGUUAAUAUAAAUGUAUGAAUAAUAACAGCUCUAAUAAGGUCGGUUUUUGUGUCUUAUAACAAUGCCCGCCUCCAAAAUUAAUUGCACAUUUUUGAUACCAGCAAAUGUCAUGUUGAUGUCUAACAAAGUAGUCCUGUCUGGAAGCAGACUUACGAUUAAUAACAUCAUACGUUUAAUUAGAUCACUAAUUAAAGAUCUGCUGACUUGUUAGUUUUGACCAUUCAAAGCCAAACUAGUUCAAAGUAUUGACACUACAGGGCUUCUGCAUUUGUAACCCCCAAACUCUUAAUAAGUUGCCUUUCCUUUUGUGUUUGUGAAAAACCUCAUUUGAGUGCUUGUCAGACUCCACCUGAAGAGGUUUGUUUUGGCUGCUUUUCCUCUUAUUAUAAAGUUAGACACAGCUUGUGAGUGUUACAUUUCCCACAGCUUUGUUGUCACAAAACAAUCUAAAAGGUAUGCCUCUACAGGAAACAUCUGAAGCCAGCUGUUAGCGCUCACUUAACUCCCCGUUUGGCCACGUUAGCAUGCAAUUGUUUCAUUAGCUGCUGUAAUAUUAUGAACGCUUGUGGUUCUGAGCCUUCAUACAAGGUCUUUUAAGAUGAGAAGCCCAGGCUUUCAGUAACAGUUGAGAUGCAAAUCCAGUGUAAACAGGACUCUAUUUAAAAAGGAGUAUUCAGUGAAGUGGCAAAGACAAACAGCUGUUGUUGUCCUGAAAAGAUAAAAACUUGUGUUUUCUGGGACGAGAAACCACAUUUCACAUUUAUGAGCAACUUUCUGAAACACACUGAAUCAUCAGAGUGCAGAGAAGAGGAAAAAGCUGAGCAGAGAUUUACCAUCUCACCAUCUUAUUUUCUAUCCUCAGGGUCUGCAGAGGAGAAUCACAGUCACCAUUGUCCAUGAGUCAGGAGGGGACAUGGAGUGGAGGGACAUCCGAGAGCUGGUUGUGGGUAAGUUUGACUUUCUUAUUCAGAAGACCUGAAUUGAACAUGGAACGUACCGUUUACCUGAGCUGUUUUAAUUGAUGUACUUAUCGUUCAUGCAGGACGUCUGAGAAACACCCCUGAAUCAGAUGAGACCAUCAUUGACCCCAAUAUUCUCUCUCUCAACAUCCUGUCUGCUGGGUAUGUCAGGCCCAUGCAGGAUGACCGGUAUGUAUCGAUGCUGACAUUUGAUGGACAGGCAGUUCUUUGAAACAAGGACAUAGUUACAGCAGGUUUCCGUAGAUUUGAUCUCUGUGGUGUUUGACAUCAAUUGCUAAAUAACUCUGUAGGGUUGAAGAAAUGCUCUGAUGUUGGAUUCACAUAUUUGUAGACCUCAGCUGCUACACUGGAACAAAGCACAGUGGCAAAUGCAUGACUUUUUUAACAGCUGCACAUGUUCAGAAAAGCAACAUGCUGAAACUGGUAUAACACACCUUAUAGAGAGGGGUACUUAUGUUUUUGAAUCUAUUGAUAUGAUUGUGCAAACAUCACUUCUUCUGUUUAAGCAAAGCGUGUAAUAUUUAAGCUGACUGUGAGGGAAGGAGAUGAUUUUAGUUCCGUUAUGAGAAGUUACAGAAUGAAUUCACCUGCCUAUGCUGGCUGUGCGACCCUCCUUGGUGUGUUAAUCUGUGCUUUUUGUUCUUUGACUGUCAUCAUUACAUCCACAUGUUGCAUCCCACCUUGUUUAUCACCUCACCCCCUAACCUGUUAAGUACACUGACCCAACACUGAUCUGCUUAUAGAUUAGGUAAUCCACAUUUAACCAAGUUACUUCAUUAUGAUGUAUUUGACUCCAGAGCGGAAAAUACUACAUGAGUUCAAACUGUAGCUCUCUAACAUAAAUGCAUGAUUUUUACUUUCUUACAACAUGUAUCACUUCAAAUGAAGUCACUUAUAAACAUUAACAUUUAGAGUCAAUACAUCUGUCACAUUUAGAGCAUAAAACAUUUCACCCUCACCCUAUAGAAUCGUUUGAAUAACCCUUAAUAUCUUAAAGCACUGUGGGGAGAUUUUGAGUGGCUUUGAAAUUCUAUUGCUCUUCUGCUGAUGCCGUAGUAGAAUUAAGAUUUUCAGACAUAAGAUUGGUUAUUUAUUUAACAAAGUGUCAAUAUUUAGCACUCACCUGAAAGUCUUGAUGUUUGCAUUAACAGUUUUUGAAGUUUGGUUGGUCUUACAGUACAGAUAAUAACUGUAGGUAACAUCAGAUCAUUACAUUACCUCAUCACUUUGCAUCCUGCAUUUAGUUGCUUUAACAAAUAAAUCUUGCAUUAAAAGAGGAUUCGCAUUCCAAUUUUUAGCUUUCACAAAUCAACAAUUUGGCUUGAGCCAUGGCUUUACCACAGUAGGUGACAUUGCUCAUGGGAAACAUAGUUUUUCAGAAUCAGCACAGCAUGAAAACUCCUCACAGUGUCUUUAAGAGUCACAGACUUCAGACAAGAAUGUAAAUCUUUGAAUAAUUGUGUUAAUGAUGUUUCAUUUAAACCCUGAAAAUGUGCUUUUGGUUGAUUUUGUGUUAAAGACAAGUUGAGCUUGAAUUAAAUUCACAACCACAGGAUAAGAAACACACCCAUGAGGUUGCAAAUAUAAAAAUUCACCACAGUGCAAAGGAUUAGAGGACCAUGUGACAACCUCUGGGGGAGUAGUGGUAAGAAUUUUUGAAAAGAAGGAGCAUAAGCAUUGCUAAAAUUUGGAUGUUAAAUGUUCAGUGUAGUAUUACAGCCAGCCAGUAGAGUGCAGCAGACACCUGGCAUCUACAUAGGAAUUUGUGGUUUGGCUUUUUACUGAAUUAUAUGUUACGAAGAUAAGAUGUUUAUCCAAGAAACAUGAGGAUAACUGUUCGUAAAAAUACAUUGUUUAUUCUUCAUGAGUUUAUUAUUUUGGCUGGAGAUCACACACACUUAAUGACUUCUCUGUACAGUAGCACAAAUACUCUGUAGCUGAAGGGUACUAUAGUUGUUUACAAUAUAUUUAAAAUGUAUCAUAAGAUAAUUACGUACUGAUUUUCUGUUAUUGUCUUGAACAAAAUUGUCAUGUAAUGACUGUGUUAUUUACCAAUAUGUGAUGCAUUUUCUGCCAUUUCUCUUCAGAUUUUUGUAGCCGGCUGUUUUGGGCUUGUUGCUUUAACCCCUUUGCUUUCCCGACCCCUCUCCAAAAAGCUUAACUAUAACAGCAAAACCCUAACCUGGACCUGAGUUUAAUGAAUCUAACCUAAAGCAACUAAACGCUCCACGCAAAACUGUCCAGAAGCCCUGAUUGAACAGCCUCUCUUUGACUGCUGUGCUGCACCCGUAGACUUUACACUCUAUGGGUGCACCUCAUUGGUUUCAGCCCUCACUGUUUGUCUCGCUGUGGCCCACAUGGCCAAAACCUUGGUUUGAGGUCCCAGCACAGUGUCAGGUUGUGGUUUAGUUUGGCUUCUGCUCAGUCUUGUGGAAACUAACAACAGAGUAAAUAUGGAUGCUAACAUUGUUCUCCUCCCUGUCCACUAACUGAAUGUUGUUUUUUUACUUUUGCAGACAGUUUCUUGAUUCGGACAUGCCUAGGUAUAUUAUUUUGCCUCUCUCCUCAUGCUCCUAAGUUACACAGAAACACGUCUUAUCUUUCUAACAUCCUCCACACCCAUUCUUCUUUUCUGUUAGCGUCAUUGAUUUAGUUCUACUUCUCUUCCACUCUGUCAUCCCUGUCAGCAAUUCAUCUGUGCCUCUUUGUUUUCCUCCCCCACAUGAGAAGUGAGGGAUGUGGUUCUGCAUGACCCUGGUUCUCUUGCUGCUCUGGGUGUGUGUUUGAGCUGUUAUCAGGCUGCUGUUUUUGAUGGACAGGGUCCUGCAUGGCUCGCUUGGCUGCACAUGGAUUGUCCUUGACUGUGUCUCUGCUGGAGGUGUCGUGGGGCCAGUAUCACCCUCUUUGUUUCCACUUUAACAGUUGCUACAGGAACUAUUUUGAAGGCUGGAAAAAAAGCAUACCAUAUUUUUUUCAGUUUUGUCUUUUGGACUGAAACAUGAAAUCUAUAAAUCUUUGAGGACAUUUUGCAAAAAUGUCUUUUUUUUUCUUUUUUUCUGCUCUUCAUAUUGCUUAACGAGGUAGCAAAACAUGUUUGAAGUUGAUGUGGUUUAUAGUUGUUGAAUCAAACCAUCAGUUUAAGAACUGCUGACCAGGAGAGUGUCAUUGUCAGUCAAUAAUAAAACAAGAUUAACACGAGACAGUAAAGGCAAAGGAACUGAUAGUGUUCUUUGUAAAUGUAAUUACAAGAAAAAGCAGAAAAACUUUCAUUUAAACAUAUACAUUUUUUUUUUCAUUUAUGGGGGACACAUUUGUUGAACCAGAUUAAGCUAAGUCAAAUAUUUUGUCCUUAUAAAUGAAAUGAUGCAUCCAGUGAGAAAAGAUGGUUAUUGAACAUUCAAACCUUAGUCUAAAUAAAAAAAAGGUCCAAAAGUUUAAAUCUGAUUAAAAAAGCAACUAAGUUAGCAAUAAUUAAACAACUAAAAAGGAACUAACAAGCUAAAGAAAUGAGCAAAGUCCCUGUAAGGUAUCACCCCAAUCUUUAAAAUCGGACAUUUUACCGACCAAACACACAUGCACACACACACACACACACACACACACACACACACACACACACACACACACACACACACACACACACACACACACACACACACACACACACACACACACAAUGUAAAGCUUAAUGCAAUACAAGACUGUCAAACAUAUUUAUGUCUAAAAGGAGGGGGCAAGAUGUACGUACUUAUUCAGUCCCAACCUUCUCACAGUUAAGUCAUUAUCCAUCUUCCAUAAAUAGGCAAAGUUGAACUAUCCUUAGUUUUGUAAACUCAGUUGUCAUCUUUUUUUCCUGAAAAAUAUAAAUUUAAUCCUGGUUUUUUAGUUAUUUUCCUUAUUAAGAAUUUAUUUUGUUUAAUCCAAAAAAGGUGUUCAGAUUCCUUUUUGUUAUGGUUAAUAACCAAACUAUUCAAUUUUAACUUAAUAACUGUAAAAUAUUGCGAUUUGGAGCUUUGAAACUAACAUAGCAGCACCUGGUGGUGUUUAUCACAUACAGCAGCCCUCUGUCUGCUCUGAGCUCCACCACACCUUGCUGAUAGUAAUAUUGCAUAUUUGGUUAUUAUUGCGUAUUUAGUUUACAUGAGAGGAAUACUGCAUAUACUAAAUAUGGACACUGAUGCAGCAAAGUGCUGCAAAUUCACAUUGCCCCCCAGACUUGGUGUUUCAUGCUUUUGGCAUUUUUUGAGGUCAGACAUUUAUGUGUCUGUUUUUUGUACGUGUAUGAGCACAGAGCUCAUGUCUUUAAGCUCCAUGGCUGAUAUUUGAGUGACAGAUGAUAGUGAGAUGUAUUAAAGUCCAUGUUAGAAACUGAUAUUCACUAAAGUGGAUGGUUAAUGUUACUAAGAGCUUACACAGUAGAAGAUGUCAAACUGAAUGGAACCAAGCUCCAGACAUCAGCAGCCCUGUAUCACGUACAAGGACUAGCAGUGCGAUUGAAACCGUAUUUAUUCACUAGAGUAAUAAAAGCUUCACACGCCCAUCUCUACCAAACACUCAGUAUUUUGUCACAGGGUUGCAGUGAAACAAUAUUUUGAAUCCAUGGAUAUGAUUUUGUUUGUUACCCCGGAUCUCAAGUGGCAGAGAGCACUUCCCAUCACAGCCACAGAAUAUUAACAGGAACAUGAUUACACAAGCGCUGUAAUAUGGAUCUCAUAUACAGUACCCGCUCUGGCACGCUUUUCAAAUGCAGCUAUUAAAAUGUAAUCCAGUGAACCAUUACCUCAGCAGUAGCACUUUGCCCAAAAUUGCUGCAAUGUUGUGAAUAUUUUUUAAAUCUCACUUAUACCCCUGAUGAAACUCUGCCAAACACCAGAAACAGACGGCUCCUCACAUGUCAGGCCAGCAGCAUGACUUCAAUCCUGGCUGUGGCACUUUUAGGAGGUAGUAAAACACAGAGGAGCACAUGUUUGUGCAGGGCAAAGAGGAAAUUGCUUCCUUGUAGUGGAAGCAAACAGUUUUUCUACAGCAGGGAGGGAGGUGUGAGAGUGUGUGGUAGUUACAAUUUUACAAUUUAGCAAACGCUUUUAACCAAAGCGACAUACAUUCAAGAACAAGAAAAACACAAGCAAAGAUCUAGAUGAGAAGAAACCAGAUCAGUAAGAGCCACAAAGUGCUUCAAGUCCAUUUGGACACAGGUACUGCCGAGCAGUGUUAGAGGCAAUGUGCAACAGUGUAUAAAGGAUUUUUUAUUUUUAUGAUGAACAUCAACAAUGAAACAACCAAUCAUCAAUAUGAGAACUUCCAUCAGGUGAACAGGCGCAGUUUUGGUUACUGCAUUAUAAGCAAUGAUGAGAGUUUUGGAUUUGAUGCGAGCUGCAACUAGAAGCCAGUGUAGGAAGAUGAACAGAGGAGUGGCGUGAGCUGUCUUUGGCUGGUUGAAGACCAGACGUGCUGCUGCAUUCUGGAUCAUUUGCAGAGGUUUAACUGUCCAAGCAGGGAGGCCUGCCAGUAAGGAUUUGCAGUAGCCAACGUGGGAUACUACAAGAACCUGUACCAGGAGCUGUGUUGCAUGCUCUUUCAGGCCUGAUUUUGGGCAGACUUAGUAGGCAUGAGUUUUUUUGAUCCAGACUGGAUAUUGAUUUGUGGGUCCGCAGUGAGACUGGCUGAGAUGAUAAUAAGCUCAGUCUCAAAGUUCAGGUUGAGCUGUCGGUGGCGUUCCCUCAUUCAUCUAUCUAGAAAUAUCAGUGAUGCAGAAUGAGCUGAGACAUUUGUGUGGUGGCAUGGAAAGGAAAAGCUGUGUGUCAUCUGCAUAGCAGUAAAAACCCAUGGAAGCAAAUCAUUGCGCCAAGUAAUGUGGUGUAUAUUCAGAAAAGGAGGGGACGAAGCACCGGCCCUUGAGGAACCCCUGUUGAUAAGCCAUGCAGACUGGACACUCCUCCCCUCCAUGAUACUCUAAAAGUUCUCCCUGUGAGGUAGGACUUGAACCACUGUAGGCCAGACCCGGAGAUACCAAGUGAGGAGAGUGUGGAGAGGAGGAUUUGGUGGUUUACUGUGUCAAAGGCAGCAGACAGAUCCAGCAGCAAGAGAACUGAGAAAUGACCAUGGUCUGUUUUGUAACCAGGAGCUGUAAUGCCCAUAAUUGGAUUUCAUAAUUUGAAUUUAUAAUUGGCUAUGAAAUGGACUGGAAUUAACAGUCAUGCCUAUUUAUGACCCAAAAAAAGCAAACAUAGACUAACCUCAGCAACAUUAAUACCUGCCAAAGCAGGAACUUCAUCCUUGCCAUUGAUUAUCGAAACUGUUAAUCACAGAAGGAGCUGCAAAGAUAGUCAAGAUACAGGAUCUUUAAUUUAAGUUAAUUAAAGGUAUAACAAAGGUUGUAUUUCUUCUUGAAAAUUUUGACCUUUUUGAAAUGUAGCAUAGAUGGAGAAGUUACACUGAGUCAGCUGAAGCUGUCUGUUGGGCGGUCAACUCUCUUGGUUUUUGGACUAGUUGAUCUCCUAAUGGCAGAGUUUUCUUACUGAGACAACAGUGAAAAUAAAAAAGACAAACAGCAUCCCAGCAACACAAGUGUAUAACCACAAAACUCUUACUGACUCUCACUUUCUGUUCCUUUGAUGGUUUCCUCUUUUCUCACAGCAUUUCUCAGGGACUUGACCAUAGGUAUUUCACUGUCCUAUCCCUCAUUUCCCUUGGCUCUCAUCAGCCUCUGCCUCAUCCUCUCCUUGUUUAUCUCUACCAAAAGUCAUCUCAGCACUUCUGUGGUGUUGUGUACAAAUAAACACAUCAACACAGUCGUUCUGUUGCAUGCAUAAUGACAUUAUGGUCACUUCUUGUUCAGAAAUACCCAUACACUUUCUGCAGUGUUAAAGCCCUGUAUGAGACCAGCUGUAAAAUGAUUUAUGACCUCUUUUCAUCAAUCAUUUUCCAAAUUUUGCCCCAGUGACUCAAAAGUACAGAAAUAUUUUUAAUUUUCCCCAGUAGACUGCUCAUGCCAGCGGCUGUGAAGCUGGUUGUAAUGUCGGCAGUGUCAUCUUUCUAGCAAUUGUGCACACUGAAAAUAUUCCUUUUUGGCACUGACAGGCUUAUAUAGUAAUCACAGGUGAUUCAUAACAUGUCAUUAACAACAGCUAGAAAACAGACUUUUUCUACUGGCUAAACUUCAAAAAGUUUGUGUCCGGGCUGCCUUCAAAUGUUUAGUCAACUUAAAUUGAUUUGAUCUAAUAAAAAUAAUAUGUAUUGAUCUGAAAAGACUUUUCAUGUUGUGUUACUUAGCUUGUAUGUACAAUUCAGUUGUUCCUCCUGCACAGUGUUUACUUUUUAUUCAUGAUCAAACUAAGUGACCUUUCAGUCAUCUUAGCUAUCAUAAAAAAAAACAUGAAGGUAGCAUCUUUAUAUUAUACCAUCAUAACUGUGAAUUCAUAUUCAAUCAAUUUUAGCGCAAGGUGUGUCCUUUUACUUCCAGAGACACAUCAGGUUGAGCUAUCACAAAGAAAAGCAAUAGCAAAGCAUUGCCCUUGUAGUUCAGGGGAAAAAUAAUAAAUUUCUCAUUAGGAGUUUCUAAAGACAAAAAGGAAGGCAUCAUUUCUAAACAAAACAAAAGCCUAUAACCCUGUUACUUUUCAUAAUGUUGUUGUGUAGUUUUGAUACCAAUCUCAGCCUAAAUACUGAUGGUCCUACUUCUAUCAGCUGACUUUGCCCUCACAUCUUAUAUUUCACCCUUCACAGCCUCAGAUUUAUGCAAUCUACUGGACAAAUGACCUUUUUUGUUACUAUAAGAGAGGCCCACCUUUUAGAAACACAAAAUCUCAUUUAACAUCUCUGAUAGUUUGAUAGCUCAAAGAAAAGCUGAUUGGUAGUGGAUUGGCAGUAUCAAAAUGACUGCUCAUUUGUUGUUAGGGUAUAAAGAGUUUAACUGUGGUGCUGAUUAUUCUCUUGGUUUCUUCUCACUUGGAUAACUUCAGGACUUUCUACCGCUUUGAGGCUGCUUGGGACAGCUCCAUGCACAAUUCCCUGCUAUUAAACCGAGUCACUCCAUACGGGGAGAAGAUCUACCUGACCCUCUCUGCCUACUUGGAGGUACAGUAGAUUGCCGUAAUUCGUGUGAGGCAGAAAGAGCUCUGACUGUAUGAGAGGUGAUGUGUGAAUUAUGUCAGAGAAUCAUUGUGAAAACCUUCCAAUUUUUGUGAAUUUCAGAUGGAGAACUGCACUCAGCCUGCAGUCAUAACCAAAGAUAUCUGCAUGGUGUUUUACUCUCGAGACACAAAGCUCUCAGCCUCACGCUCCAUCCGCAACCUCUUUGGCACUGGAACACUCAGAGCAGCAGAUGGGUGAGUUCAAAAUGAUACCCUUUAAAGACAUCAUUAAGUCUGUGUGUUGUCUUUGUUGAUUAAUGCUUUUUCCUUUCUUCCUUUUCUUAGAAACCGAGUGACUGGAGUUUAUGAGGUUAGCCUAUGUAACCUGGCAGAUGCUGGGAGCCCAGGUGAGAAUCAGGACAAAGAGAAUCAGGGCCUCAGUGUUGAACUCAUUCCAACACUCCAACAUGUGUAAUCUGGAUCUUGUAUUUUGCCUUCCCAGGUAUGCAGAGGAGACGCAGGCGGGUGCUGGACACCUCAGUUGCCUAUGUUCGUGGGGAGGAGAACCUGGCAGGGUGGAGGCCCAGGAGUGAUAGCCUCAUCCUGGACCACCAGUGGGAGCUGGAGAAACUAAGCCUCCUACAAGAUGUGAGCCACCCUUUGUGUGCAGAGCUACCUUUGAUAGCACCAGAAGCCUUGGGCAACUGACUGUCAUGUAUUUAACCAUACACUGACACAGUUGACAUUUGGCUUAUAAUAUUUACUGUCUCAAAGCACCUGGAUUAAUAGCAGUUUGACCACUGAAGGUUACUUGGAUUCAGGCCUUGAUUAAGAACUAAUGUGAUAGACACAAAAACACAUUUUUUACAUACUAAGUAUCUGCUGACUAUAGUAUGUUUACAAAAGGAGUUUCAACAGUGUGUAAAAUCUUUCACCCUUAAUGUGUCUUGGCAUGCUGUGAAAUCUUUCCUCCCUUCACUUUAGUGUUAUAUAACUGAGAUAAGAAAACUGGUGAACCAGUGAAAGAGCAGUGUGGGGUAGAGGCUGAUUGAUGUGCGUGGGGAAAGAGGGCCGACUACUGGAAGGACUCAUGCUGAGUCUGAUAGAAAAAUGUCAGAGAAGCAUCUUUUCUUGGAUAUGGGACUGCAUAGCUACAAAGCAGUAAGGUCCAUCAAGCAGAGCCCUGUAGCAUUUGAGGUGAGAAUAACACAGGACCUAGCAUUGACCCCUGGAGGACUCCAUCAUUCAGAGGAGUAGCAAUAGGCAGUUUGUCAGUAAUGGCAAGUUAGAGCAAUGUUUUUCAUAGCAUCUUUCCUCAAAGUCAGUUUGUAUUGUCUGUGUUGGUGACUAUGGUACAUAAUUUUCUUUUCUCUCAGGUGGAGAAAACCAAACAUUACCUCCUGCUGAGGGAGAAACUGGAGUCGACACUGCUCAUGGGACAGGAUGCCCUGUUGACUUGUGUCACUGAGGAGCUGAGCGAGUCUCCUCAACCUCCUGAGGUCGACCAGGAGAUCAGCUCUGGGACUGAAAUCACCACGGAGAGGCAGAGGGAGCUUGCUGCUAAGGUUGGCCAUCAUUACUGGAUAAAUUCUUCAAUUGACUGGAUUGAAUUUUUCCAGUUAUUCUUGUUCUGUGUCUCUGGAAUUUCAAGUAUACAUGUUUAUAUUUUCAAAUGACUCAUCUGGAAAAACUACACCGGUGUCCUCUUUUGCAGUGCUUGCGGCUGCUCAUGCACUCUUUCAACCGAGAAUACAGCCACGUGUGUGUCAGUGCGAGUGAAAGCAAGGUAGAGCUCAAACACAUGAGAACAAUCAGAUAAAUGUCUGAUGCUUCUUUAUAAUCUAUUAAAUUCAUGUUUGUGUUUGUUUAUACAGAUCUCUGAGAUGUCAGUUACAACGCUAAGAGACUCCACCUCAGUCUCUGAUCUAAACACAAUCAUUCCCUCAACAACAUGCCCGUCACUUGUUGAUGGUUGCUACAGUAAUGCUGAGCUCAGGUCAGUCCUAAAAUGCAUGUGUGUGCUUGUCCUCAUGUCUUCUUUUGUAAUUGGACACAGAUAUGUCUCUAGCCUACAUUCAUUUUGUAACAUAGAUUUUUAAAGUGCUGUUAGAAUAAAGAUUUACUUACUUAACUUACUCCUAAACAACCAGCAGUGGCCUCAGUAAGAGUAGAUUGUACAGAAGUCUAUGAGGAAAUACCCAGCUUCUUAACUGGUUCAUACCAAAGUAAACAUAUCAUAUUUUUGUUGUCAGUUUCUUGUUUCAAUUCAUUUUAGCACAACAUGAUCCUGGUCCUUUUUAAAGUAGGCAGGUUAAUCUUAUGAGCACAGCUACCUCAUAUAUAAUGAUAUUUAAAAUAAGAUAAGAUGUUUCUUGAAUAGUCCCACAAGGGGAAAUUCCUCGUGGGAAAUUUAGCCAAACUUGUUCAUGUUAAGUGUCAUCUGGUUCCAACAGACCAAUAGGGUAAUGGCCAAAAUGCCAACCUCAACAAUGGUAUACAAAAAACAUUGCAUGACAUGUGUGACAUUGAUCCAUUUCUUGUUUGUAGACAUUGUGAACCUAUAUUCAUAUAAAGCCUGAACCUUCUUUUUCCUGCAUGGUAGUUAUAAAACACAAAACCCCAUGGAGAGUAAUAUGAAGUCAUGCAAAGUGAUUUGGCUGUAUAUGGUGCAGUGUUAAAGACCUCUGGUUUCUGUACCGCAGACCUCCAGCACCUCGCUCCCGUGCAGUUAGUCCCACCCCUGACAAACAGCAGGAUGCUGAGGCCAAGAAGCCCGCAGCCCCUGACGCCAAACCUCGAAUCCGCAGAUUUGUCCCAGAUAUUCAGGAGGUUAGAGUCAGGUGAGCUUGUCUCAGUAUCCUAAAAUAGAACAUUAUUUUUCUGUUGGAGCAGCAGAAUAACACAUGGUGAUGUCUUUUUCAGCCCCAUUGUGUCAAAGAAGGGUUAUAUACAUUUCUUGGAGCCACAUACAAAUGGAUGGGUGAAGCGCUAUGUGGUUGUGCGGCGGCCAUAUGUCUACAUUUACAACACAGAGAGAGACGCUGUGGAGCGGGCCAUCCUCAACCUCUCCUCUGCACAGGUGGAGUACAGUGAGGACCAGCAGGCAAUGCUGAAGGUAAGUGAUGAGUCAAACUCUUCGGAGAGCCCUCCUGCUCUUAGACCGGGUCUACACUAUACUUAUUCUGCAAGUGACUUAGAAGUUGGUCCAAAUUUCAUCUUGAUUGCCCUGCAGUGUACAAGAAUGAACAAGGGCCUAUCAGCUACCCCUGACUUGUUGGAUGAAUUUAUGACUUGUUAGAAAUUUUGAGUUGUGAUUGCAUAUUCUCACACUAAGAAAGCAGAGCUGAUUUCCCAACUUUGAUUGUGCCUGUACGAAAUGGUAGACAGCAUCUGGAGGUGCUAUGGCAACAUGCAGCAUGCUGUGGAGAAUGGAACACACAUAGUUUUACACCAAUCAGCGAUGACGUUUUGACCUCCUGUGCAAUGAAAUUCAACUCAAUGUGUAAGAUAAAUUGUACAGAGGUUCUGUUUUUCCAACUUUUUCUAACACAUCAGAAAGUCAUAUUCUCUGACUUCAACUUCCAUCUGUGGAGCUGUCAUAAAAGACUUCAUCCACAGCCGUCACGACUUUAGCCAGGUGCUAAAUUCUGUGUUAAUAUGUCAGUGUCAUUGUACUCUGAUUUAUACAGCUCUAACAUAUAUAUUUAAUCAGCAAACAAGCAUUUAUCAACUUUUUUUCCUUGUUAAAAUCUCAAAACUUUAAAGAGUCAUUUUUUUCUCCAUGUGUACUUCUUAUUUGUCACUGUGUAUCCUGUUAUUUCUACUCUGUCUUAGUAUUGUAUUAUUUACUUGCAUCAUGUAUCAGGCUUCAGUGGCUAAAUUUCCCCUGGACAUAAAUAAAAUAUUUCUGAAUCCAGCCUAAUAUUCAUCUUUUUUGGCUCUUUCAGACCCCAAACACAUUUGCUGUGUGUACAGAACACCGUGGAAUACUGCUGCAAGCCACAAAUGACAAAGAGAUGCAUGACUGGCUGUAUGCAUUCAAUCCUCUCCUCGCUGGAACGAUCAGGUAAAAAAAAACCCUUAGCAGGAGUGAUUAUCACUCAGCUGGAAAAAACUCAUGGAUAAAAACUACUUCUUCUUUUCUUCCUCUCAGGUCAAAGCUGUCAAGAAGACGAGCUGGACAGAUGAGGAUGUGAAACAAAGACUAAGAUGUACAUAGAUCCCUGUCCUCAUCUCUCCCCUUGUGCUGAGCCCUACCCCUCCAAACACAGUCACAAACAACCAUCCUCCCCCCUGUACGUCUUCGGUUUAUCACUAGUGUCCUCGGCACCUAAAGCGCCCAUUUCGUGUCAGACCUUUGCUGCGGUGUGAGUCUCGUAGUCUGAAGAACCUCUUCUGUCACUGUACUGUACUGGAGUUUAAUCAUAGCUGGAUGAACGAAGAAAAAAGAAGAAAGUAGCGACAGUUUCUUAACUCUGGUUACAAAAUGUGUGGUACUGUGCUGUAGUUGUUGUAAGUGACACAUCAAGCCUUAUACAUUUAUUCCUUGAAAAAAUGCAGUGACGUUUAUUUUUACCUAAAGCUGCCAGUGAGGAUCACACUGCUACAUUUGCAUCAGUAAAUAGACAACAAACAUGCAAAUUCUACUCUACUCUACAGCUCUAUAUACAGUGUCUGAACCGGUUUGCAUACAGCUAAAGAUACAUGCUCGUCGAUGAAAAAAAAUGACAGCUGAGUGUAACUCUCUCUUUUCUUUGUGGUCCAUGGAUCCUGACAUUGAGUAAUCUGCCUCUUAUUCCUGAAACUUCUUAGAAACUUUAGCACACACAGCCUGGCAAAGGGAAUGGCAUUAUCAUUAUAGACUUUCAUGUUCUUGUGGCAUUUUGAUCAUUUCAUGUAGUUUAGCUACUCGUAGGAGCACCAAGGGUAUCUACAGUCACACACAAUAGGUAAUCAAGUAUCAUCACCUUUAAUCCUGUCGAUUUAAUCUCAAUCUCUACCUGAAUUUUCCUUUAAAAUGUGAUAUAUUUAGAUAUUUAACAGCUUUUAUUAUUUAUUUCUGCAUGUAUUUAUUUACAAAGACAUUUAUAUUUCUAAAAAAGUAGUACCGUGCAAUUUCUGCACUCAGCACUUUUUAAUAUGAGUUCCAUAAAUAUCUGAAUAACACCACCUUGUUCCCUUUUAGCUGAUGCUUUUUAAAGAUCAAUGAAUGAUUUAUGAUUGGCUUCUUUCUUUGUUUUGAAGAUGACUUGAAUAAAACUAUCCCCUUUAGGAGUAGGAUAGUGAUACCUUACCAUACCCCGACUAGCGUAUAUUAUUAGGUAGAUUUACAAAGGUGGUGUGCACAAAGCCACCGUGUUAAGGGAUCAAAAGUAGAAAUCAGAAGAAGAAAAAGAAACUGGUUUUCUGAAUAAUGUAUAUUGAUUAAUGUAGUGCCUCUCUUUUCAGUCAUACUGUACAGUAUGCCUCUUGCUUUGAAACAACAUCCUUCAUGCUGCUAUCAUACUACUCUAGAAGUGUCUGCUAAUAACUUCUUAUCACCCUCCUGUUUUUAUCAUCAUCAUCAACAUAUUCAGACAAUAAAGGUGUGGUUCAUGUUCAAAUCUAAUACAGCAAUCAGGUAUGCUGUAAGCAAAAUUCAUAGCCUUUAUGUUGAAACAUCAAGGUACCUUACACCAACAUGGUUCAAGAUUGUCAGAAAGCAUAACGGGGAUAUCUGUUCAGUCUUGCUUUGAAUUGAAUUUGUUUGAAAGAGAAGGUGUCAAAGUUCAAGUUCAAAGGCUUCACACCAAAAAAAUGUUUAUUUGUCUACAGCAAUUCAACAGUGAGUCUUAACCAAGUGUUCCCGAAAAGAAGGGUUGAAGAAAGCUUUAAGAUGUUGUGUUUUAUCUGCAUGUUUGGAGAACAUGUAUGCCUCAGGUCAGCCAGCCUGGAGGUCGUGCUCCAAAAUCAAAAACAGGUGCAUGCGCAACAUCUCAAAGCAUUAAACUAUAAAAGAAAAUGUAAAAAUAUAUUUUUUCUUAUUUAUGCAAAUUUUAGGAGGGGACAAAAUUUGAACAGCAGCUCAGUAUGUCUGUAUUGACAUUGAUGCUGCAGCUGCAAGUAUUAUCUUUGUUUUUGGCACCUUACAGGAGUGGUACAGUCAAAAGGCAUACAGCAAAUCUGUGUACAGCUGGUGUUAGUCCUGUUAAACCAAAUAGGAACAAGUCUGUGUAACUGGUUGGAAUAAUCAAUAUCAUAAUUAAAGUCUGUCUCAUGCUUUCUUGGUAUAACUUGAGUUGUGUUUGAUCCAGCUAUAGCGUUAAAAUGGAAGGGAUUUCACGCUGUACUGUACAUGACACUGUCUUAGCACUCAUUUCAUUUCAAACCCAGUCUUAAAAUGUGAGACAGGAUCUUUGUGUUGAGAUUUUUCCUCUUAUUUUCUUUGGGAUUUUAAAUGUGUGUCACAUAAGAGCCGACCAAAGUUUUGUUGGCAUGGUCUUCAAAAAACAAAACACUGAAUGUACACUGAUAUUUGAAAAUACUUGUUCUGCUGAAGUGGUUGUGUUGACUUGUCCUCUGGUUUCACAGUGUGGUUCCUUAAUGAUUGUAGGUCACUGACUUUCAGGGAACCAAACAGAGCUUCAUGACUUUAUCUGUAGUAAUCUUCAAUAAAGGGGGUUGGUUCAUUGGCCCUACAUUGUGUCAAGCACAGAAUGAUACUGUAGGUAACAUCUCACAAACGUCACUUUCAUUUCACGACCUACCUUCACCAUUUUGCUCUGAAAGCCUUCACGAAAUGUACUUUUUCUAAUCCCUUUGAAGGAACUUCAUUUACAUUUGACAUUUUUGUGCUUCCAUUUCUAAUCUUUUUCUUUCUUCUUUUUCUGUUUUGUUGCACUAUCAAAUUGCACCGGUACAUUUUUUUUUUUCAGAUUAAUUUUGCAUUGUAUAUAAACAUGAUUGCUGUGAACUGUGUAUUAUAAAGUUGCACCCAUUUACAAAACCUGAAAUGGGCAGUAGUUCAGUCGGUGUCUCUGAGUGUUGGAGUUUAGCGUCAAUUGUUUGUGUACACUAAACACAUUGUCAUAUAAGAAAUAAACAUUGAGAUUAUGCAACACAAGCAAAUGGACUCCUCUCAUUUAUAGAGCC